CGGAGGAGGAGGGACCUCUCUCCGUCCCCGCCUCCGCUCAAGUUUCGCCCAGAACUUUUGUUUUGGGUCAGCGGUCUUCGGCUCGGAGAGGGCGAUUUUCUGCGGCGGCGUCUUCUGUGCGCCCCGGGGACUCUUCGCCCGGCAGCUCCGGAGGGAAACCCGGCUUUGGAGGUGGCCUGGUGGGGCUGGAGCGGGGCCAGCGGGGGACCCGGCGGUGCCCAGAUCGGACGCUUGCCAAGCCCGCUUCCAAGUCGCCAUGGGAGGCUUUUGGGGGCUGCUGCUGGUGGCGUCAGCCUUUUGCGCAAAAGGUAAGGCGCCUCUUUCCCCUCCCGCGUUCGGUUACGCGUCCGAAGUGCUGGAACAGGAGUUAGUUGGAUGUCGGAAAGGUGUUGUUGGGGGGGCUCGGCAGGGUUACCCCGUCUUCCAACUCUUCGUUUUGGAGGGUGUCUCAUUCCCUCGCAUUUGGUGGGCUCCAGAAAGGCGCUGGGACUCGGGGUGGGGGGAACGUCAUCCCUCCACCCUCCUGCGCUUUGCGCGAAAAGGGAGUUUGCAAAAGUGGGUUGGGGGGGGAGAGAGGAUUACUUUUGUCCUCGCUUUUAAUCCGAGCACAGCUCGGGCUUGGCACCUGCCUGUGAAUGAAGAGAGAGAGAGAGAGAGAGAAAGAAAGAAAGAAAGAAAGAAAGAAAGAAAGAAAGAAAGAAAGAAAGAAAGAAAGAAAUCUCUGAGGGGGAUCAGAGAUUGGUUGCCUCCAUCUCUUCUUAUACAUCCCUUGGAAUAGUGUUUUCUCGAGUAGAGAGACCUUAACUUCCAGGCAAGGUUUUUAAAAGGGUGGUAUUCAGCGAAGGUUUUACUCGUUGGAAUGAACAAACCCGAUUAAGGCAGGUCCAUUCCUUUCGGUAGGUCUGAGUACCAACCCCAACUUUCCAUAAAUUAAGCCCACAAAACACACUCUCUCUCCUUGCUCUGGCCACAGUUUCCAUUGCAUAUGUGGGAGCAGUGCAUGGCCAUUGGUUCCUUUUGAACAGUCAUUAGGAAUACAAUGAAUUCCUAAAUUUAGUGUGCAAAUGUAUACAGAGAUAAACACAGUGUGUAGCUGCUAUAGAUAACUGACCCGGUGUGGGUGUGCGGCUGCUUUGGGGAGCACAGUGGGAUGAAGAAAGCUGUUGGACAUCUCUCUUCCUGCCUGGCACUUCUGUUCCAUCCAAUUGACUUUGCCCGGAAUCCCCUCCUGAUGUUUGCUCCAGCCAUGGAUCACAUCUUCUCCCCCCUGGCAGCCUUCACAGGAAGGGUGGAGCCAAGCAGGCAGAGGGGAACUUACUUUUAUUUAUUUGUUCAUCUCAGUCAUUUAUGUUCCUGCUUAAUUGUUUACGUUUCUAAGCGGCGUACGCAUGAACAAUCCACAGAAAAUGGGACAAUAAAACAAAACAAAAUUGUUGCAAAACCAAGAAGUUGCUGUGGACAGAAAUAGCCGUAGAUUACUAUCCUUGCAGUGGAUUGCAUGCAUACCUUCUCAACCUGCCUUAAAGGGCUGCAUUGCACAAUGUGCUUCUAAUCCAAGUGAUAUGGUCAGUGGUUACAGUAUAGCUCAGCUGUGAAACUCGUUGGGUGGUCUGCCUCUCACCUUCACCUACGCUCACAAGAUUUUUGUGAGCUUUGUUAAAAAAAGGGGGGGGAAGAUUCUCAUCUGAGUUUCUUGGAGGCCCUAGAUAUACAUACACACUGCAGCGGGAUGUGUGCACCAAAUAAACUCACUCCUUAACAAGGCAUGUACUGUAUGUUACAAGUUGCACAUGCAAAGAACUGAAAUUACAGUGGUACCUCGGGUUCAGAACUUAAUUCGUUCUGGAGGUCUGUGCAUAACCUGAAACUGUUCUUAACCUGAAGGUUAGCGGAGUCUGUAACCUGAAGCAUCUGUAAUCUGAGGUACCACUGUAUAUAAUGCUCUGCGGCACAUCUGCAUAUGAUAGGAAUUGCAUGCCACAUAGAGCAAAUCCACACUGUAUAUUAAAGCACAUUCAGUGCCCAUGACCUCCCCCACAGCAUCCCUGGAACUGUCAUUUGCUAAGAGUGCUAGGAAGUGUAGCUCUUUGAGGUGUGAACUACUGUUCCCAGUAUUCUUUGUCCAGGGAAACUGUAUUCGACUCCUAACAUAACAUUCAGUGUGGUUUACUCUGGUGAAGUCAUAGCACCAGCGUUGUGUCCUUUUCUGGCACCUGGCGUGCACCUGGCGUGCACACAUGUACAGUGGUACCUCGGGUUACAGACGCUUCAGGUUACAGACUCCGCUAACCCAGAAAUAUUACCUCGGGUUAAGAACUUUGCUUCAGGAUGAGAACAGAAAUUGCACGGCGGCGGCGCAGCGGCAUCAGGAGGCCCCAUUAGCUAAAGUGGUACCUCAGGUUAAGAAUAGUUUCAGGUUAAGAACGGACCUUCGGAAUGAAUUAAAUUCUUAACCUGAGGUACCACUGUACAGUGGUACCUCGGGUUACAUAUGCUUCAGGUUACAGACUCCGCUAACCCAGAAAUAGUACCUCGGCUUAAGAACUUUACCUCAGGAUGAGAACAGAAAUUGCGCGACGGCGGUGCAGCGGCAUCAGGAGGCCCCAUUAGCUAAAGUGGUACCUCAGGUUAAGAAUAGUUUCAGGUUAAGAACGGACCUCCAGAACAAAUUAAGUUCUUAACUCGAGGUACCACUGUAUUAGGUGGGACCAGAGGCUGGGCAUGGAGGGUAAACAAAACCCAACACGCCCAGCCCAACCCUUACCCCUGCCGGGCAGGUGUGGGGCAAGGAGGGUUCACAGGGCUGCGCUGCCUGCCUGCCCAUGCAGGGGAAAACUAGACCAGUUGACAUAGCCCUUUGUGGGCGCAUCCCCCCAGCACUUGCUGGGCAGUCAUUCACCAAGGGGGCUCGGUCCGUGGCGGGAAGGCCAGGCCAGGCUCCGGGGCCCAGAGACCCCCACCAGCAGGCAGGUUAGAGAUCCCUGCAUGGGGGUGCCUGGUUCGUGCCCUCUCAAAAUCAUGUUCUUCGGGCUCCAGCCCCUGGCUCUCCCCACGCUACACCCCUGAGUCAUGGCAUAGACACAAUCUCGCCUAUAACAGAAGUGAAACGGAAGUAAAACUUGGAUUUUUACAAGUGCCCCUUAAUGUUUGUUCCGCAUUGGAAUCAGUCCUUUAGUGGGCAGAGCUUAAAGUUUGGAACUCCCUGCCUUUUGGCAUUAGGCAGAAGUCAACACUACAUUGUUUUGAAAGCUUCCUGAAAAACCUACCAACGCAUAUCUUUCCAUUACCUAUACAGUGGUACUUCUGGUUGCAAACAGGAUCCGUUCUGGAGUCCCGUUCGCAACAUGAGCAGAAUGCAACCCGCGUGUGCGCGGGUCGCAAUUCGCCACGUCUGCGCAUGCGCAUGACAUCAUUUUGCACGUCUGUGCAUGCGCGAGCGGCGAAACCCAGAAGUAACCCUUUCCGGUACUUCCGGGUCAUUGCGGGAUGCAACCUGAAAUCGUGCAACCUGAAGCAAACGCAACAUGAGGUAUGACUGUAUUCAUUUUUUAAAGUUUUACUGGUUUUAUAGGUGUAAUUUUCACAAGUGAAAAGGGAUUGGUUUCUAAACCACUCUGAGAAUUGUCGUUCCAUGGAGAGAAUAGGGUCCUCUCAGAAACCCUUGGCAAACUACAGCUCCCAGGAUUCUUUGGGGGAAGCCACGACAGUUUAAAGUGGUACCAUACUGCUUUAAAGGCAUAGUGCAGAUGGGGAAAGAGACUUGCUUGGCUUGUACUUGUGCUUGACUGGUUUUUAUUUUUUUCACAGAAACAUGGUUCACACAUUAUGGCACUGUGGGUGUCUUUUGCCCUUUAACAGUGGGGGCUGCAAAUCCUUGAGUAGCCAUGCAUGAGCAAUUGGGACGAACGUUCACAAUUCUUCACAGGCAAAGUUCAAGCAAAAAGUUUAGUUAAUUAUUAAGCAUAUUCAGGCGUGCUGCAUUUCAGUUUUUGCUGAACAGCACUUACUCAUUUGCUGCUCGGGCACACAGCGCAAAUCCCUCCUGUUUUCUCUCUGUAGAAUGGAUGGCCACAAUUUCCAGAGCUACAAAUUGGAGAAUAGUUUUAACUAUCAAUCCCUCUUCUGAGGUAACUCUACAAACUGUAGCUCUGUGAGGAUACCAGCACCCUCUUGGCACCUUUAACAAACUAUAGUUCCCAUGAUUUUGGGGCGAAGCCAUGGCUGUUGGUAUGAUACUGUUUAAAAUGUACAGGGCAGAUGGGCCUAGCACAGCUAGCCCUCUGGGUUGGUGGAGUGAAAUCCUAUGAGGAAAAGUUGAUGUUGAUGGAUCUGUGUAACCCAGAGAAUUAGGACAGCUGAGAAGGAGAAUGAUAGCAGCACUCUUCAAAUCCCCGGAGGGCUGCCCCAUAAAAGAGGGCAACGGCUGGUACUCCUCUCCCCCAGAGGGACAGAAUGGACUUCAGUUACAGGAUGAUAUAUUUUGGUUGAACUCAGCGUUUGAAACUCCAGCACCAAAUGGCUCCUUAAACCAGGGCUACUGUCACCAAAACAGAACGCCCAAUAAAAACGAAUAGACUCCCAAAUAUGCCAUUCCUAUUUCAGACCAUACCUAUAGUUGAUGAUAUUCAAAAUUUUAAGAAAUGGCAGAAAGAUAUAUCUUAAGUUUAUUUGGCAGGGAAGAAAACCCAGGAUAAAACAAAAAAUUAUAAUUGACACCAAAGAGAGAGGUGGUUUUGCCCUCCCUGACUUACAGUGAUACUUUGACGCAUCAUGUUCAUGCUGGUUGAAAGAAUGGAUCUUACUAAAGAACAGCCACCUGUUAAACCUGGAAGGGCAUGAUCUAAAAUUUGGAUGGCAUGUAUGCCUGUAGUACAGGAAGUCUAGGAUAUAUAAGAGCUUUUCAAACCACGUAAUCAGGAAAAAUCUCUUUUGGGUAUGGGGGAAAUAUAAAAACCUAUUAGAAAGGAAAACACUGAUGUGCCUGGCAAGAAGAAGCCCUGGUAAGGGGGGAAAAAUAACAUACAGACAGACUGGAGUACAUAUAAAGGUAAAGGUAAAGGGACCCCUGACCGUUAGGUCCAGUCGUGGCUGACUCUGGGGUUGCGGCGCUCAUCUCACUUUACUGGCCGAGGGAGCCGGCAUACAGCUUCCAGGUCAUGUGCCCAGCAUGACUAAGCCGCUUCUGGCGAACCAGAGCAGUGCACGGAAACUCAAUUUACCUUCCCUGUUUAUCUACUUGCACGUUGGCGUGCUUUCAAACUGCUAGGUUGGCAGGAGCUGGGACCGAGCAAAGGGAGCUCACCCCAUCACAGGGAUUCAAACCGUGACUUUCUGAUCGGCAAGUCCUAGGCUCUGUGGUUUAACCCAUAGUGCCACCCGCGUCCAUGGAGUACAUAUAGAGACCUGCUAAUUGUCACUGGGGAGGAUUACAAAUUGAAAGAGUAUGGAGAGAUAAAAGAUCAUGUGACAGAUUGGUUAUGUUAUCAACAGUUGAGUGCAAUAUUUAAGCUUGAUUGAAAAAUAUGGAUUUGCAGAAAAGAAUUCGCAGGUUGAAAAGGCGCUAUUAGGAUCCAGGGUCAAAAUAUUAUCUAAAAUGUAUAACUUAUUAUUUGAGUGGGAUACGUGGAGGCAGGCUGUGUUUGAGAGAGGGUAGUGCCCCAUUUGCCCCAAUGGCCCAGCCUUCACUGAGGUCCCUUCCUGAAAAUCUGUAUUCCAUCGUGCAGUGUAGACAAAGGCAAGAUGCUGCAGGUAAGGGGAGAUUUAAAAAGUGUGUAGCCUUGUUGAGAAUGUUGGAACACAAAACUUGACAAAACCGUGUGUCUUAAUUUGCAGGUCCUGUUGAAGCGAAACAAGAAGCAAAGGGAUUCAACUCGUUGGCACCCAUAAAACCACAUUCACCUUUAAAGGACUCGAAUGGCGCACACCGAUUUCCCCGCUCCUUGGAGGUCAGGAUAAAUAGCACUCCCACAAUCUAUGCACCGACACGUCCCGUAGACUCCAAUACUGUGAAAACGAAUAAGCUCACGUCUAUGGAAGGCAACACUGCUCACCCUCUUGGGUCGUUUAAAUUCAACCCUACAGUAGGAAGUAUCGUGGUUGCUGAGCACAUGGACAUAAAGUUUAAUUGCUCUAUCAGUGUUCCUAAAUGGCUAAUCAACCACGACUCGGUGCACAUUUCCUUGUCGAAGAAUGGGAAGGAGCUUGUUGGCGCCGAUAGGAUAGCCAGCCAGUAUUUUCAGUUGGAUGACAACGAAGUGACCACCAUGAUAUCUACUUUCAAGUAAGUAACCUCUGUGCAGUUCAAAAGUCCGGUCAGCAGCUGCUUAAUAUCUUGAAAGUAUGGAAAAGCACAAAAGGGACACCAGUGGCACAGUGGGUUAAACCACAGAGCCUAGAACUUGCCGAUCAGAAGGUCAGCGGUUCGAAACCCCGUGACAGGGUGAGCUCCCGUUGCUCAGUCCCUGCUCCUGCCAACCUAGCAGUUCGAAAGCACGUCAAAGUGCAAGUAGAUAAAUAGGUACUGCUCUGGCAGGAAGGUAAACAGCGUUUCCGUGUGCUGCUCUGGUUCACCAGAAGUGGCUUAGUCAUUUAUUUUUUUCAUUACUAGGACUGUUUUAUAAAAUUGAUGAAUGUUAGAAAAAUGUUGGAAUGAAAUUAUUUGGCUUUAGUAAAAAUGUUUAAAGAAUUAUGUAAGAAUAUUAUGGUUAUGAGAAGCUGGUAAAAAUAAGAUUUAAGUUUUAAGUUCCAAGGUUUUUUAUAGUAAGAUAAGAUUAAAAUAGUUUAAGGUAAUGUAAUGACAGAAUAUUAUGAAAUAUGGAAAGGAUUUGCUGUGACAGUUAACAACCAGGACACAAGGAAGGGGAGGAGGAGGAGGUCAAGGAAAGAGGGUAAUGACAGUUGAGGAGUUGAGAAUAAUGGAUUUGUUUUUAAAUGUUUUUAAAUUUUUGUGGUGUAUUUUUGUUUUUUUCUCUUUUAUUUUGUGUAUUUGUAUGGUUGGAAGUGGCUUGUUUUUCUCUUUUUCUACUUUGUUUUCUUUUGUAACUUAAAAAAAAAAAUUCUUUCAAUGAAUAUCAUUUAAAAAAAAAAAAAACAGAAGUGGCUUAGUCAUGCUGGCCACAUGACCCGGAAGCUGUCUGUGGACAAAUGCCGGCUCCCUCGGCCUAUAGAGCGAGAUGAGCGCACAACCCCAGAGUCAGUCAUGACUGGUCCUAAUGGUCAGGGGUCCCUUUACCUUUAUCCUUUAUGGAAAAGCAUGAGUUAGAAUCAUAAAGCCUCAGGAGACUUAGGACAUGAGUAGAAUGUGUGCUUUUAUUUAAAAUGCAUCUCUGGAUUAUUUCUGGGGCAUAGGAAUUCGUUCAUUCCCCCCCCCCCAAGUAUAGUCUGACCCCCCACAAGGUCUGAGGGACAGUGGACCAGCCCCCUGCCGAAAAGGUUGGCUGACCCCUUGUCUACCUGAAUUGUAACAAAUGCCUGCAUUGAUGCAAUUUUGGCACUUGCUGAAAACUCUUUUUUUCUUGCGCCUUUACUGGCCACUCCAUGGCCCAGUAAGGACACUGAAACCAACAGAUUGACCCCACGUAACCUUAACAUGGCCAAUUAGUUUGUUUUGAUGCAAAGGCACACUUUUUCACCAGUGUUGUAUUUAAGCAGGGACUGCAUUCCAUGGGAUACUGCAUCUUAAUUGGCAUUCCACUGGCCUCCGAAGAUGCACCUGUUUACUCUGAUGUCUUUACCAUCAAUCAAUCAUUUUAUUCAUAUACCACCUUUCUAAAGUUAAAACUGUGUUCAAGGCAGUUUAUAGCAUAUAAAAAAAAUUACAUAACUGCAAACAUAACAAUAGUAGUCUUGAAGAAUAAACAAAAUAUCAAAUUGAACCAAACCAACCAAAUCGAACAAUUUCCACAUAAAUCAGCAGAUACAAAAUAGCAGGUACAAAAAUUCCACAGAGACAACCUGCCCCCAACAAAACUUCCUAAACAACAGCCCCGUCCAAGAUUCUGUUCAGCAGCCUCAUAUUUUGUAGCUGGAGUCAGUCCGGGCCUUGCCCUUCCAGGCCAGGUGGGAAAAGGCUUGCAAAGGAAGGGAGCAGGUCUUCCAGGACUCAUAGCCAAGAGCCUGCUGUUUUUAUUGCUGUGCUAUUUUAUUGCACAUUUUAAUCAUGGGCAGUUAUAUUUUAAUGUUUCAAUUGAAUCAUUUUAUUGUGUAUUUUAAUUAUAGUAUAUUUUAAUUAUCCCAUAAUUUAACAAUCGUGUGCAAUUAACUUUUAUGUCUUCUUGGCACUCGGUAGUAUUGAAUAAUAAUAAUACCAUCCAUUGGUUUCUUAUUACCGGUAACUUACUGGCCAUUCUAUUUUGAAUUGCAAUUUUAUUGUUCUUUUUUGUGGGGGUGGGGAUACACUGUCUUCUUACCAUGUAUGAAAGGUGGAAUAGAAUUUUUUUCAUAAUAAAAAACCCAAAUUUUAAGUCUUUCCUCCACUUCUCCCAUGCAGUAUACCCAAUGUCCUACGCUCUGAUAAUGGGUCCUACACCUGCAAACUGAAAAUCAACAGCGAAGAAAUCGUGUCAGAUCCUAUUUUGGUUUUGUUGGAAGGUAUGCUUAGAUUUGAAAGAAAGCACUUGAUAAUGUAAAACUGUGGAUGAAUAGCUAGCUUGGGAGAUUUUGUAUAACAAAUAUGAGAGUGACUAUUCUGAGAGAACUGGAAAGGGGAAAAAUGAACUAAAUGCAGAACCAAUUUGGGAAAUUGCAGACAAACCUGGAGGAAGAUGCCAUUUUCAGGCAAUUUCUCCCCAUUAUCUUCCGGCAAAUCCACAUGGCGUAGCCUACAAAGGUCAGUAGAUCGCCCCGAUCCUGUGGAGAAGCUUUUUGAAGAGUAAAGGGAUCUGCAAGAGGGAGAAGGGGAGAGAAAAGACCCCUUGUAUGAACGGUCUUCCGUUUGCAACCCAUGUUACGUUCAAAAAGGCAUAUACAGUAUUUUAUCCAUCUGCUUCCAGAACAGAGGGCAGGCAUCCUUGUUUGAACUGCAGGAUAGCCUGGUCAGUAUUGCCUCUUGGCUUCUCACUUUCCCUAUGUCCAGGUAGUCAGGAUCAUGCUGCAAUCCAUACCUGGGAGUGUAACUUCCUUCUUGAGUAGAAGUGCACAGAGUUGUGCCAUCAGAGGCAGAAUCGUGUUUUCUGGACAGUUCACCCGUGCUUGUGAACUGUAGUGGGGCUUCCUCAAGGAAACCCUCUCUUUAGACCAGGGAUAAGGAAUCUGGGACUCUUUCCAUGCAGUGGUAACUUUUGAAGUGUUGGGAGCAAAUCACAGUGGCCACUCCAAGCCACAAAUUCAGGAUGCUCCAUUGAUCUCAGUGGUGCUUAUUUCUGAUUCCACGGGGUCGACUUCUCAAACGCUUUAGCAAAAGAUACGUCAUCAGUUCGCGUUUCUAAUUAAAAGCUUUCUUGCAAAAGAAGUGUUACCAUUUAAAAUGGUAGGGGGCAGGGGGAAGCCCAUCAAAGAAAAGGAAAGAAGUGUCUACCUUGUACUUAUUUGUCUCUUUCUCGCCCUUCUUUUAUGCUAAAGCCUCAUUAUCACCUCGGUUCACUUGCCAGAGGAGCAAGGAGGGUCUGCCAGUUGCCCUUGGCUCUCCGGCAGAUGACAUACCGUAUUUUUCGCUCUAUAGGACGCACCUUUUCCCCUCCAAAAAUGAAGAGGAAAUGUGUGUGCGUCCUAUGGAGCGAAUGCAGGCUUUCGCUGAAGCCUGGAGAGCGAGAGGGGUCAGUGCGCACCGACCCCUCUCACUCUUCAGGCUUCAGGCAGCUAUCCGCAAGCCUUCGGAGUGUGGGAGUUGGCGCUGCGCUCGCCGGGCUUCAGGCAGCCAUCCGCAAGCCUUCUGAGUGUGGCGGGAGUUCCCGCUGCGCUCCGAAGGCUUGCGGAUAGCUGCCUGUUCUGGGGGCUGGGGUCGGGGGAAGCUCGGGCUUCCCCUGUCCCUAGCCCUGCAAGCUCUGGGAGCGGCGGCGAGGUUGUGCGCAAUUUUGCCACCGCUCCUGGAUCGGGGGGGGGGAGAAUAAUUCCCCCCCUUUAUUUCCGCCCCUAAAAACUAGGUGCGCCCUAUGGUCCAGUGCGCCCUAUGGAGCGAAAAAUACGGUAAUUGCUCUUGCUCUGAAAAAAAAACCCAGGAUACACACACAAAUACCCUGGUUCCAGAUUUGAAGUUUGCCAUGAUGGGAUCAUCCCUAUUGAUCUGUGUCGUUACAGUUUGCUCUUUGGAGUUUGCACUUGGUCGCUUAAGUCUGCCUAACCAUCCUUUCUCUUGUUGCGUUGCAGGACUGCCGUAUUUCAUUAAGCAGCCCCAGGGGCUGAACGUGACCCGGAACACGCCCUUCAAUCUCACCUGCCAUGCUGUGGGGCCCCCUGAGCCCAUUGCGAUUCACUGGCAUUGGAACAGCAGCCAAAUUACCAAGAAAGCUGACAUUUCUCCGUCUGUCUUGGCCGUGCCAGGUGAGCCGAAUAGUUUUUGAGACAAGUCCGUUUGAUGGGCUCUUGCGCCUUUAGUUGGUAUGUUGAAGAAGGAGUUUCGUCAGGUGUUGCUUGCUGUGCAUUAAAGAUGCAGGAGCUCUCUGUAACCGGAUGCCAUCCAAAUACUUUGGACCACAGCAUCCAGCAUCUCUGACUGUGGACCAUUUUGUCUGGGCUUCUGGGAACUGAAGGCUGGGGAAGGCUGUUCUACAGAGCUAUUGCUGGGGGAAAAGGAGGGCCCCUUGUGGCAUUUUUUCCCCUUGAGAUAGCCACACAAUUUCCUUGGUUUAGGGGAUUGUUAUAAUGGGUGUGGUCCCUUCAAGUGGCUUAUCUGGUUCUUACCAAAGCCUUUGAGAAAAUCGUUUCAGUAUUGCAGAAUGUGGUAGGCAUUUCCUUUUUUUAAACCAUUUUUAAAUAGCUUGGCUAAUUUUCUCAGUGAAGUCACUUUCAAGGUUUGAGAACUCGAAGAGAGAAAGAAGACGAACUCCAGUUAACCAGGGAUUGCCUUAGAUUGCAGUGUUUCUUUUGAGCUUUACUUUCUGCUGACCUGAAUGAAAUCUCGCCUCGUUCCAUGGCCGCACGUCUUGUUUUCUGAAGCGAGCUGCUGCUUAUCUUGCUUGGCUUUCAGCCAAAGGCCUUGCAAACUGCAUGCUUGGGAAAUCUGAGGUUCUUCAGAAAUUUAUUCGGAGUUGCAGGAAGAAGGCUGGAAACCUCACAUCAGUAACAGCUGUUUGGCAGUCGAAGAAACUGCCUUGGCACAAUGGUGAGGACUCUCCAUACUGGAGGUAUUAAGCAGGGUUGGGCAGUCAUAUUUCAGGGGUGUUGUAGCUGCGCGAUUCCUCCAUUGACCUGGAGGAUGGACUAGAUGACAGCAAGGAACCCAACUCUAGCUUCCUGUGCUUCUGUCAGUCUUGUAAAUUAGACGUACCAAAGUUACUAGCCUGCCAAGAGACUAGUCUGUGUUUUCAUGCUGGUCAUUGAGGAGAACUUUUAUCUAACAUGGAAGUGCAAGCUGCUAGUCUCUUAGCAGGCUAGUUUUAAAAUUGCCUUCUUCCAAGGAGGAGGAGGGAUGGGUGGAUUAAGAAAUGAAAUGGAUCAGAAUUUAAGGCAACGUUAAAUUAUCUAACUUUGGGUACGUGAUUCCAAGUGUGGUAUUUUAAUCUUCCCAUGAUUCAGCUGGAAUGAGGAGAACCUUCCGCUGAGUUAUCCCUGGAGAGAUACAGAUUUUUGGCAGGGGGGGAAAGUUGCAGACCUUAAAACAUCAGGAAAACUCCUGCUGUUUAAACUCUGCAAAGUUUUUCUUGGUUUUAUUUUUUUAAAAAAUAAGUAAAAGAAGGAAGUUGUCUUUUUAAAAAUCAGGUCACCCCAGCCAUCUACAAAUAACUCUGUCCACCCACCAGCCAGACUGCACAGCACUUCCCACAGGAGGAGAAGCCACAAGGCGAAUUCUGCCAAGCCUUGCUGCUUGUUCAGCUCACAUCAGUUUCAGCAAGGGCUUGGAUGGAAUAAUGCCCCACUAAAAGGGAGGGCAACAACAGGGCUGGGUGGAUCACAUUGUUUCUGCAAAGGACAAGCUGUUCUUUUUACACCCAAGCAACAUAAAGGGGGGGGGGAUCCUCAGUUGUCUCUUCUGCUUUUGGCUUUGUUGCUUCUCAAGAAGUGAAUCUUACCUCUGCCCAAAGCCAGAGCCUUCCAUCUUAGGUGGAACUCAGCUGGCCAGAUGGGGGAGGGGGAAGACAAGGCUUCUGUACCUUUAAUAGCUGGCUACCUGGUGAACAUCCAUCUUCUGCACACAACUAUUAAAGGUAUAAGAGCCCUGUUCUCUUUUCCAUCUGGCCACCCUAGGUAGAGUUUUAAGUAGAAUGAAUGAAUGGAAAAGCAGUGGUUAUACAGUGGUACCUCAGGUUACAUACGCUUCAGGUUACAGACUCUGCUAACCCAGAAAUAGUACCUCAGGUUAAGAACUUUGCUUCAGGAUGAGAACAGAAAUCGUGCUCUGGCAGCGUGGCAGCAGCAGGAGGCCCCAUUAGCUAAAGUGGUGCUUCAGGUUAAGAACAGUUUCAGGUUAAGAACGGACCUCCAGAACGAAUUAAGUACUUAACCCAAGGUACCACUGUAGUAGGGACGCGGGUGGCACUGUGGGUUAAACCACAGAGCCUAGGACUUGCCGAUCAGAAGGUCGGCGGUUCAAAUCCCUGCGACGGGGUGAGCUCCCGUUGCUCGGUCCCUGCUCCUGCCAACCUAGCAGUUCGAAAGCACAUCAAAGUGCAAGUAGAUAAAUAGGUACCGCUCCAGCGGGAAGGUAAAUGGCGUUUCCAUGCGCUGCUCUGGUUCGCCAGAAGCGGCUUAGUCAUGCUGGCCACAUGACCCGGAAGCUGUACGCUGGCUCCUCAGCCAAUAAAGCGAGAUGAGCGCCGCAACCCCAGAGUUGGUCACGACUGGACCUAAUGGUCAGGGGUCCCUUUACCUUUACCUUUUAUCACUGUAGUAACAAAAAACUUGUAUUGCCCUUUCUACAAGCCUAAGUGUCUAGAAAACACAUGUUCGAGUGCCGAUUGGAAGAAUGUCCUGAGUAAGUGUGUAUAGGAUAGCCUUACAAUACAAUCCUAUGCAAGUCUACUCAAAAGUAAGUUCCAUUGCAUUACAGGCAGCUCACUUGGGCAGAGGGGAAACCUCUUUCCUUCUGCCUUCAGAAAACCCAGUCAGCAAGCCCGGGUUUAGGGGUGUAAUCCUGAAAUGCGAAACCAGUGGCCCUCCAGAUGUUAUUGGACUCCAGCUCUCUUCAGACUUAGCCAGCAUGGCCAAUUGACAAGGAAGAUGGCAGUCGUGGUCCCAAUAAGAUAUGGUAGCCCACAGCCCCUCCCCUGCCUGGUGUAACCUCUGCCUUUGUCCUCUCCUGAUGCUUUGGACUCCUGCCAGCUAGUUUAUAACAUGGGUAGGCAAACUAAGGCCCGGGGGCCAGAUCUGGCCCAAUUGCCUUCUAAAUCCGGCCCACAGUUGGUCCAUGAAUCAGCGUGUUUUUACAUGAGUAGAAUGUGUGCUUUUAUUUAAAAUGCAUCUCUGGGCUAUUUGUAGGGCAUAGGAAUUCAUUCAUUUCCCCCCCCAAAAAUAUAGUCCAGCCCCCCACAAGGUCUGAGGGACAGUGGACUGGCCCCCUACUGAAAAAGUUUGUUGACCUGUAGUCUAUAACAUCUGGAGGCUACCAAGCUGGGGAAGGCUGCUGCUGUAAAAGCAACCGAGCUGGCAGUGUGGUGUAGUGGUUAAGAGCGGUAGAUUCGUAAUCUGGGGAACCGGGUUCGCGUCUCUGCUCCUCCACAUGCAGCUGCUGGGUGACCUUGGGCUAGUCACACUUCUCUGAAGUCUCUCAGCCCCACUCACCUCACAGAGUGUUUGUUGUGGGGGAGGAAGGGAAAGGAGAAUGUUAGCUGCUUUGAGACUCCUUAGGGUAGUGAUAAAACGGGAUAUCAAAUCCAAACUCUUCUUCUUCCUCUCUUGUUCACUGACAGUUUGUCAGACAUUCUCCAUUUCAUGACUUUGUUCUCCGCUUGGCCAUAUCUACAGCAGACGGCAUGGGCAGGUUUUUAAAUAGCUCUGUCAAAGUGUUCAAUCACUUCUUUGGCAAAGGGAAAUAAUUUUACGAAAAGAAAAGAAAAUGAGCCCGUCUUUCCCACGAAGAAUCUCCCUUGCGGUUAGCAAAGUGCCACACUCGAGAUGUUUAUCCAAAUCGUCACAAACAACACCUGGGAGUCGGGUUUCUUUCUGUGGUCUUGUGUUCAAGAAGGAAGCCGAGUUGGAGGAGAAGUGGUUUCAAUGACGUUUUCUUUCUUCCUCUGUCACAUUCCUGUUGGCCACCUUGCUGAGAUUCUCGUUUUGUUCCGCCUUACUUUGAUUUUAUGAUUUAUAGCCUUGUUUUAAUUGGGUUGCAGGUCUUAACGAAACCGCUGUUUUCCACUGCGAAGCUCAUAACGUGAAGGGUGUGGCUACAUCGACGGAAGCCCGAAUCAAUAUAAAAGGUCAGCCAUAAGUAUGACAUGAGCUUGAUUGUUCCCGCUAAAGCUUUGCUGGUGCACGCCUGCAAUUCUUGACUACUUCCAACUUGCUCAGGUUCAGAUAUUCUGUGAUGAGCACAAGGGGAGUGUUGAGAACCUGCCUGUAUAUCAGUGGGAAGCUGCGCCAAUUUCUGGACAGCAUUUGGUCUGCGUGAUUUCUCAACAAUUGUCGUUAGCGAUGAGGUGGAGCCUGAAAGAUGAUUCAGACUGAAAUUUGCAGAUCUGUCAUUAUGACUCCCAACGUUCAUGUGGAAAAUAAGAUAAGGCUCUUGCACCUUUCGUAGUAGGCCCAAACACUAUCUUAAAAUACUUGCUGGAAUAAGUGAUUUUUUUUAUUAUUGAACAGCAUUUCUGCAUGCUAACUUCCCUAAGACACAUACUUUUUAAAAUCUUUGUUGGAAGCCACCCAGAGUGGCUGGGGAAACCCAGCCAGAUGGGUGGGGUACAAAUAGUUAUUGUUGUUGUUGUUAUUAUUUUAUGCAUACUAAUAGACACAUAUCUGUACACUGCAUUUGCUUGGGGGACUGCCACCACAAAAUCUGGAAGAGUGACCAUUUAGAAUAGCUGUGUUUCAGUUUGUGCACUGUUUCGGGAAGAGCAAUUUAGGGAAUUUUGGGUCAAAAGGCAAACAAGUUUGCCCCAAGGAUGGUGUCCUGCAGUGAUGAAGGCUCCAGGAAUCUCCUACAGUGAUGGAGCAAUGGAGUCUCAGGUCCUCUUGGGUCUUCUACAGUGGAGUCUUCUGAGUCAGAGGGUACCACUGCUACAUCCUCAAGCCAAGGAAGCAUCAGUCCUGAAGGUGUGACUGAUAGGAGGAGUCUGGGGGCUAAUCCUGCAUGCCUUUCCUCUUGAGGUUCGGGGUCCUCACCUCCAUCACCCAACGGAGAGGAAUCCUUGUCCCUGACCCUGCAUGUGGAAUUUGCUGCCAAGGAGUGUGGUGGAGUCUCCUUCUUUGGAGGUCUUUAAGCAGAGGCUUGACAACCAUAUGUCAGGAGUGCUCUGAUGGUGUUUCCUGCUUGGCAGGGGGUUGGACUCGAUGGCCCUUGUGGUCUCUUCCAACUCUAUGAUUCUAUGAUUCUAUGAUGUGCUUACAGCCAUGUCAAGGCAGUGAUUCUUGCUGCCUCUGCCCUUGCAAUGUUUGGAGAAACCUCUAGGUCAGAGCUUUCCAAACCUUUUAUGUUGGUGACACACUUUUUAGACAUGCAUCAUCUCACGACACAGUAAUUCGGUUUUACUAGCAAACCGGAGGUUAAACUAACCCCUUUCCAGCCCCGGGAGGAGCGCAGGGAGCGUUUGCACAACACACAACACACAACACACCUACACACUGCAGCCGACACACUAAUGUGUCACAACACACAGUUUGGAAAGCUCUGCUCUAGGUCCUAUUUGGCUCUCAUUGAUGUCACUGGAAGCAUGAUGGGGGUCUGUUGAUUUGGGAUGGACCUGAAUAUCAAAUAGAUUGAUUUAAAUUCAUAUAUUUUAUCUGUUAUGAUUGGCCCCAAUAUACUUUGGGCAGAAGUGAAUCCUCUUGUCCCUGACUGACACACAUUGUAGGGGACUUUAUGUAGCGGGAGAGAUUUUUUUUUCAAGAUCCUGGGAUAGAUGCUCAAGUUUGUUAAGGUAUUCCAGUCAGCAGCAGCCUAAUGUAAAAAUAAAAAUCCCCUUUCCUUUCCUUUGUUUGCUCUCCAUAUAUCUUCCUAGAUUUAGGACUCAGAAAGAACACAGUUUACUUCUAAAUAAGGCAAAUUGUUAUUUUGGGUCCUUAACAGAGAUCAUACUUAGCUCUGCUUUGCUGUGUUUCUUGCAAUGUGUUCCAAAAAUAGUUCAUCAUUCUGUAAUUCCUCAAAUGGUCAACUAAUAGUUAUUCCAUUAUUUCUUUCCAACCAGUUCCACCCGCCAUAAAACAGAUUUUGAAAUGGCAUGAUUUUUUCCCCCAUUGGACCCGAGGCACAGAUCCUUAUGGAUUCUCAUCAUUUUUACAAGGGAUUCUCUCAAACCCACAAUCAUAGAUUGAUUGUUCUGUGAUUGGUUGUUUUUGUUGUCAUCCUAUUUAAAACCAUAAAGAUCUGUAAAUUGGAUCAGUGGUUUUGUGCUACUGUCAAGCACCAGAUUUUUGAUUUUUUAUUGCGCUGUCUACUGAUGUAAACUUUAAUUUGAUGCUGGCUUUUAUGGGGUGGGGAACCUUGAGCAGAAUCACACAAAUCUGUAUUUAUCCUAAUGGAUCUGACUUUUACCCAGAUUUAACUGGAAAAGCAAGCAAUAUGUCUGUGUAUGCACACAUUCUCUCUCUCUCUCUCUCUCUCUCUCUCUCUCUCUCUCUCUCUCUCUGACUCUCUUUUCUCCCUGUCAGAGUAAUGGUGACUCAGGGGAAGGGGGAGAGAAGCAAUUGGGGUGGGGGGUUGUUGCCCAAAACACUCUCUCAUGACUCCAAAUGUGUUCAAGGUUGGUGAUCCCUGAAUAAACUGGCUGCCAAGCCUUUUUUUUUAAACACACUCUUGUUUGCUCGAGACGGAUUGGCUUUUGGCUUGGAUAACACUGUUUCUAUUCUUUUUCUAAAAUUACUUGCGUUUCUAGCUUGCUCUGGGAGCUAACAGCAACUUAAAAAUAAAACUGUAUAACUCAAAAUUCAUUAAAACCAGACUGUGACGAUGUGUAGAUGUAUAGUCAGGAGCAAUGUGUGUUUGUGGGAGCAGAUGUUCCUGCACUGUCCCUUCAGCGCCUUGUCUGGAACACUCAUACAGAAGAGACCUUCAGACACUUAUUUAAAGUCCUUUAUGGGAUCUUUCCCCUCCGUAGCAGAAGAGCAACACUUAAGGUGAAAGCCAGAGUCCCAGGUAGUGGUCAGGAUGCUGCAGAGCUCAGACUGAACCCUGUGACUGUAGUGUCAUCUUCACCCAUUUUUCUUAACGGUGCUUUGAAGCUGCAAAAUCAGAGGUGGGGAACCAGUUGUGGCUGGACUAAAACUCUCAUUAUCCCUGAUCUUUAGCCAUGCUGGCUGACACGGGUGGACACUGAAGUCCACCCUCUGGAGGGCCACAGCUUUCUCAUACCUGAGCUAGAGUGUUGCGCUUAGACUCAGGAGACCUGGGUUCAAAUCCCUGCAGGCAUAAGCACUGAAGAAGAUCCCUGCAGGAUCAGGCCACUGACUAUCUAGUCCAGCAUCCUGUUCUCACAGUGCCCUGAAUGCAAUAGCACUCUCCUCUCUGCAAUGGUUGUGAGUAAAAAAGUGUGGGGUGUGUGCUUGGCAGGCCGGGAUGGGGUGAACCACGUAAACUUACCCUGAGCAUCUUGGAAGAAGGGAGAGGAGCAAAUACAAACACAAAAUCAUAUUAUACCUGAAGGAGCGUCUCCACCCCCAUCGUUCUGCCCAGACACUGAGGUCCAGCGCCGAGGGCCUUCUGGUGGUUCCCUCACUGUGAGAAGCCAGGUUACAGGGAACCAGGCAGAGGGCCUUCUUGGUAGUGGUAGCCGCCCUGUGGAACGCCCUCCCACAAGAUGUCAAAGAGAAAAACAACUACCAGACUUUUAGAAGACAUCUGAAGGCAGCCCUGUUUAGGGAAGCUUUUAAUGUUUAACAGACCACCGUAUUUUAAUACUUUGUUGGAAGCCGCCCAGAGUGGCUGGGGAAGCCCAGCCAGAUGGGCGGGGUAUAAAUAAUAAAUUAAAAUUAUUAUUAUUAUUAUUUUAUUAUUACUAAAUGUCUUUUUUGGCUGCCAUCCUAAGCACACUCCCAGACUCUUAAACCCUGCAGAAUACAGUGGAAUUUGAUUUUGAGUAAACCACCAUAUAGGAUAGUGGGCACUGUCUGGUCAUAAUUUGGCAAGCAGAUAGCUUGGCCGUUUUUAUUUCUGCCCCCUCCCCAAUGCAUAAAAUCAAGCAAUUCUGAUGGUUUUGCAUGGUGUCCAGAAGGCCUGGCAAUGGUGUGUGUGUGUGUGUGUGUUGUGCUGGCUGCCAUAUUCAAGCACAAUUGCUGAAGAUCUUGCUCUUUCUAAUGCAGGAAUCCCUUCCCCUCCUCUUGAGGUGCAAGUGAGGAGCAGAACAGCUCACACGAUAGCAGUGUCCUGGGUCCCAGGCUUCGAUGGCUAUUCGUUUUUGAGCCGCUGCAGAGUUCAGGUAUGCCUUUAUUCGUUGUUCAGCAUUUGUGUGGUUCCUUUUGCCUGAUGUUUCGUAUGGUACUUCCAGUGCCGUCAUAUAUACAAAUCUCAUCAGAAGUAAGUCCUGUUGAGGCUUUCUUCCAAGCAAGUGAGCAUAAGGUUGCAGUCAUUGGUACCGUAUUUUUCGCUCUAUAGGACGCACUUUCCCCCUCCAAAAAUGAAGGGGAAAUGUGUGUGCGUCCUAUGGAGCGAAUGCAGGCUUUCGCUGAAGCCUGGAGAGCGAGAGGGGUCGGUGCGCAGCACCAACUCCCACUGCGCUCCCCGGGCUUCAGGCAGCUAUCCGCAAACCUUUGGAGCACUCCCCCAGCCCGCAAGCUCCGGGAGCGGCAAGGCUGCUUAACCUGCCUCCUCUCUGGACCUGUUCUGGGGCUGGGGUCGGGGGAAGCUCGGGCUUCCCCUGUCCCAGCCCUGCGGCUAAAAAUGAAGCCGCGCGCAGCCUCUCCAGGCUGGAGAGGUUGUGCGUGGCUAAAGAGGAUGGAUCCCGCUGGCUGUCUUGGCUUCUUUGCUCUUUGGGGCUGGGGGGGGGGGGAUUUUUUUUUCUUCUUUAUUUCCCCGCCUAAAACCUAGGUGCGCCCUAUGGUCCGGUGCGCCCUAUGGAGCAAAAAAUACAGUACUUCCCUGCCCUCUGGCUGCCCCAGCCCUGGCUGCAGAAUAUGGGGGAAUGUGGCAAUUCUUCUGGGUGCACUGCUGCAAAUCAGGAUUUCCCUGCGUGUCUUAGUUUGCCUUCCUGCAAAGGGAACCUUGAAAACAGAACUAGUGUUAUGCAGAAGGGAAAUAUAUCUAGACCCUGUGAUGGUCACCAGCCAUUUGGACCUUGAUGUGGUUUGUUCUUCGUGUUCAUCUUUUGGCUGGACAGGAAAUGAUACUUUGCAUUUUUUAGCAUUAAGUACAAUUUUUACUGUUUGGGUUAUUUUAUUUUAUUGUAUUUUUUUUUGUAAGUCGCUUUGGGGCUCUUCUUAAAGCAGUGAAUAAAACUGAAAAUAAAGGAUACAGUAAGCUGCUUCUCCUCUGUUAACCUGGGUUCCUGGAAGCCAGGCUUAGCUAAAGGAAGAGAAAGCAAAGGGUGGAUGGAAAGAAAAAGAGAGAGUCGCCUUCCUCAUUGCUUGGAGUAAUAUGCGCAACUGGCAUUUUCAGUUCUUCUUAAAGAGAAUUCUGGGUGGCACAUGUAGGAGGAACUCCGAUCAGAGUUCAUAAGUGAGUCAUCUGAGCUACCGAGGUCCAAGUGGCUGUUGUCGAUUUUAUGAGUUCAGGGUACAAAAGCCUGGCGUCAACUCCUUCAGUGUCUGCCUGCAAGAAAUUAAAUAGCAAGCGUCUGGUGAUGACUGGCUCAGUCAUGCAGGUGAAACGGCAACACAGCUCCCUUUGAGUUCAUUGAUUUACUUACAUCCGUGGUCCGCCCUUUCCUUCAGGCUUGAGGGGGAGAACAAGAGCAGAAGAUCCCAGCGUAACAGAAUGAAACCUUGCUGUCUCACAAGACCUUUGCAGACCUAACCCAAAGCACUGAGGGCCAGCCUAAACAGGUAGACCUCAAAAUACUCCUGAAAUGUGCUCAGAGGGCCGAGUUUCAGGUGCAAAGGGGUUCUAUAUCUGGGACAGGCCUCUCUUUCACCCUUGCUUUCAGGAGCUGAUACGUAAGCUUUUUGCAAACAUCCAUUCCAGGUGUAACUGAGUGCACGGUGGAGAGAAACAAGGUGGCACUUGCUAGCUUGGCUUUCAAACUCCACAUGCUCUAGGCAUCCUUUGUGCCAGAGUCUGUGUGCACACAUCCAAAGGCUGCCUAUGCACAAACUGCCCUGGUCAACAGUAUGGAUCGGGAUUGUAUAGUUACUGGUGCCAGAUUUUGGGAGGCCUUGAGCAAGAGGCUCUCACUGAGCCCCCCCCCCCAUCUCCAAGCGGGCACAGCUAUAAGAUGAUGGUUGUUUGCAUGCAGAAGAACCCAAGUUCAGUUGCAUCCCUGGGAGAGAAACCUGUCUAAAACUCUGGAGAGCUGCUGCCAGUCCGUGUAGGCAGUACUGAGCUAAAUGGGCUGACCUGGUGUUAGACACCUGCCUAUUUUUUUAUGAUACUGUACAGAGAACACUUUGGAUCUCCUUUCCCCAGGAGAUCAGAUGAGGUCCCUUCUUUUUAAUGCUCUUCCUGGAAGCAGAAACCUUUUUGUUUGCCAAGUUGUUGAACACGCUGGCUUAAUGUGUGCAGGGUGUCUGUGUGUUUUCCUGUUGCUGUUCUUAAAUGUUUAACUCUGGGUUUUAUGGCGAUGAGUUUAGGUUUUAUUGCAUGUCGCCUUGAGUGCCCUCUGGCUGGGAUGGUGGCUGGAGAAAAAAACAACAAGGUUGGAUCCUGCCCCUCCUGUGAAUUCUGCCUUAACUAUUUCAACUUUCAAAGAUUGUACCGGCAAAACGCUUUGCAGUUUGAAAAUGGCCAGAAGUUAUCAAGCGAGGCACUGUCUGCUUAAGCAUUUGACACAUUUCACAGUAACGCUGAACGCAUUUUAUCUUGCUUCCCUUUGGUCAUGCCGUGUCAAAUGAACAGAACUGUGUGGAUGUUGGAGCGCAGCCAAAUAGCUUUGGUAUCUAAGCGGUUGGCGUUUGGGGUUUCUCAGAAGCCACCGGCUUCACAAUAACAGUUUGUGCAUCCUAAAUUCCUGGGGGGAGGGUAUUUGUGGGCUGCCAUCCUCCACAUGGUUAAACAACUUGCAUCCCGUUGAUUUCUGGGGGGUGGAGGCAGCCUGUAUAUUAGGGCUGAAGCCCCUAAUGUAGCUGUUGAAUGCUGAAGCAGGGGGCGUUUGCUUGUUUAUUUCGCCUGGAGAAACGGGAUACGAGGAACAACACUCUUGCCAUCCAGCGUUUAUGACCUCGAAAACACAAGCAUGCUUCAAUUAUUUCGUUGCUGCCAUUUCAACCCAUGCUUCCCCCAAUAAAAGAGCACAGAGGAGUGCAGAAUGUUUUCCCCAUAUCCUCACAACGACCCUGCAAGAUAGGUUGGGCUGAGAGCAGAUAACUGGCCAACUUUGCAGCUGGACAGGGAUUGUGAACUAAGUCUCCCUGCUCUGUUUAACAUUCUGCUCUUUACAUUAUGCUGCUGGUGGCAAUCCACAUCCCAUGGAAGCUGCUAGUUCAGGCAACAAAACACCUAUGCAUGUUCUGAGUGGCCGGGAGGAGACUGAUUUGCUGCUGGAGAUGGGGAAAAGGAUGUUUCAAAAGCAUGCUAGCGAUUGCCAGAAAAGCAACAGGAUUCUCCGGUUGGAGGCAAUAAGCUACAGAGCCACAACUUCAUUAGUGUCCAGCUACACAUUUAUACACAAACUCAAGUAACUGCAUCCUAACAGUAUCUGUUAGGAUCUGAAGAAGUGUGCAUGCACACAAAAGCAUAUACCAAGAACAAACCUAGUUGGUCUCUAAGGUGCUACUGGAGAUUUUUUUAUAUGUUUCGACUGCAUCCUAACAGCGCUGUUUUAUUCUUUUCUUUAUUAAAAAAAGAUUUUUCAGGGGUGAUUUUGACUAGGAGAACAGCAGCAAGGUGGCAGGUACCUGUUCCCUUGAUUCUUUCCUCACCACUAUCAUUUCUGGCAGAAAACAUUUUUGGAAAACAGAAAAAUGGGGCCAUUGAAAUUAGUGGACCUAAUAGUAAAGAUAACGGGACCCCUGACCAUUAGGUCCAGUCAUGGCCGACUCUGGGGUUGUGGCGCUCAUCUCGCUUUAUUGGCCGAGGGAGCCGGCAUACAGCUUCCGGGUCAUGUGGCCAGCAUGACUAAGCCGCUUCUGGCGAACCAGAGCAGCGCACGGAAAUGCCAUUUACCUCACCGCCGGAGCGGUACCUAUUUAUCUACUUGCACUUUGACAUGCUUUAAAACUGCUAGGUUGGCAGGAGCAGGGACCGAGUAACGGGAGCUCACCCCAUCACGGGGAUUCGAACCAUGACCUUCUGAUCGGCAAGUCCUAGGCUCUGUGGUUUAACCCACAGCGCCACCCGCGUCCCUGGACCUAAUAGACUUGUGGCCAUUAAUUUCAACGGGUCUACUCUGAGUACAACUUAGUUGACCACCACCUCUGCUUUGCAAGCAGGCAGUACCUGCUUCAGUUUCUGGCAUCUCCUGGUAGGACUGGGAAGGGACUGUGGCCGUGACCCUGGAGAGCUGCUGCCAGUCAAUGUUGACAAUAUCAGCUCAAUGGACCAAGUAGAUCCCUAUGUAAAGGGAUGAAAGGGAUGAAAGAAGGCAUUGGCUCUGGCCAGGGAGGGCAGGGUAUAAAUAAAAUUUAUUAUUAUUAUUAUUAUUAUUAUUAUUAUUCCCUGUAUUUGUCACAUGCACCGCCGCUUCCAUUCUGCUGUAGUCCGCCUUCUGCCACAAACUAUGCUGUUCAUCUUGCUGCCCACUGUGGUGAAAUUAUGCAACCCAUUUAAUUUCGUUGUUCCACUCCAUUCAUUUAAAUGCAAAGGAAACUCGAUGCAAAUGGCAGGAGGCUUAAAUUCAAUGGUGUAUUGUUUGCAGACCAAAAGCAAGAGUAAAUAUUCACUGGAUUGAUUUCCAUUCUGGACAUUGGAUGAAUAAGUGACUUCUGCUCUCAUUUCCGUCAGAAUUCGCCAGCAUCCCUAGUUAUAAAAUAAAUUUUUGCACCAGCUAGGUUCUGUGCAGAACAGAGAAAAACCCCAGCCAGAGAUCCGUUGCAGAGCCACAAGAUCUCAUGGAUAAGUGACCGAGCAACACACUCCGAAGCUGCCACGAUUGGCUAAAACAGGUCACAAGAACUCCGGUCUGGAAGCCACAAGCCCAUUGCUCCCUGUUCUUUCCAUGGCUGGUUGUAGACCAAUGGAAAGCCCCAGGAUGCAGGCAGAAACCCAACGUCCGGGGCAAUGCAGGGGUGCAGAGUCACAUCCGCACAGCAGGCCGCCCUUUGUGAUCAUGCUCCGCUUUUAAAUAAUUGUUUCAUUCAGCUGAGGAAGUGCCCUUACAUGCAGAUAACUGGGCAGCAUCAGGAUUUCCUCUAGCUGGGACUUAUUCCUAAGAAAGGUCAGGGCAUAUUUUCCCCCAUAUCUCAUUUUGCACAGAUGUAUUCCUUCUAGUGCCGAAACAUAAAAGCAUCUGUGAGCCUGGUUAUUGCGUUUCCUAUGUGAUAUUUCCACAGUAUCAGCUUAAGCAGCACCAGUUGCCUUCUGGAAACUCUAAUAAGCUGCUUUUGUGAGUUGCGGUGGGUGGAUCAGGAACAGGGUGAUGCCUUUCCUUUCUUGAUGUUGUCAUGUCAGUGGUAUUUGAUGCUGCAUUCCUGCUGAAACUCCGGAAAUAGGUUGGAAAAAAAUAAUAUUUUUAAAGAAACCCUAUGACUUAAUAUUCUGUAACUGGCCACUUUACAGAUACAGUGGUGCCUCGCAAGAUGAAAUUAAUCCGUUCCGCGAGUCUCUUCGUCUUGCGGUUUUUUCGUCUUGCGAAGCACGGCUAUUAGCGGCUAUUAGCGGCUUAGCGGCUUUAAGAAAAAGGAAACAAACUCGCAAGAACUUGCAAGACGUUUCGUCUUGCGAAGCAAGCCCAUAGGGAAAUUCGUCUUGCGGAACGACUCAAAAAACGGAAAACUCUUUCGUCUUGCGUGUUUUUCGUCUUGCGAGGCACCACUGUACUGUAAUAAAGGAACAGAAUUUAUGAAUUCGAGAGCAUUCAAAAUCCCCAAGGCAAGACCGUUUUUAGAGCUCUUAGCAUUUGAUACUCACAAAACCAGGCCAGAAUUACUAUGGUGUUGAUGUUUUUAAAAGGCGGUGUGGUGUGUGAUUUGGUUUGGUUCCUUUCUCUGGACCAAAUGGCCUCAGACACCUUUGGGAACACAAGAGCCAGUAAGGGGAUGGCAAAUGAAGUACACCAAAAACAGGAACAGCUGGUUUUGAUUAUGCUUGCGUAUUUGCCUGCCAGAGCAUUUGGUAGCAUCAAGGGCUGCUUAAUUUUCGUUUACUGUCUGGUGGUGUGCAGCAGUGAAGUGAAUGCUGCCAGAGAUGAGACUAGAUUUGAGCAAUACAGGCAGGGAGAAUGAGACUGGGUUCUGCAAAAAGAAAAAUUAAAAAAAAUAAAGAUAAAUGUGCCGUGUACAAUGUAAAGGUAAAGGUAAAGGGACCCCUGACUAUUAGGUCCAGUCGUGGCCGACUCUGGGGUUGUGUGCUCAUCUCGCUUUAUUGGCCAAGGGAGCCGGCGUACAGCUUCCGGGUCAUGUGGCCAGCAUGACUAAGCCGCUUCUGGCGAACCAGAGCAGCGCAUGGAAACACCGUUUACCUUCCCGCCAGAGUGGUACCUAUUUAUCUACUUGCACUUUGACGUGCUUUUGAACUGCUAGGUUGGCAGGAGCUGGGACUGAGCAACGGGAGCUCGCCCUGUUGCGGGGAUUCGAACCGCCGACGUUCUGAUCAGCAAGUCCUAGGCUCUGUGGUUUAACCCACAGCGCCACCCGCGUCCCUUGUACAAUGUACCUGGCUUGUUUUAAUGAUAAUUUGAGAGGGGCGACAAAACAGAGAAAAAUUGUUCUCCACUGAGGGUGACGGUAAGAAUCAUUGCCUUCACUUUUAUUUGGCUGCAGGUGGGAAAUCAUGUGGCUAAAUACAAAGACUAAAUGUAUUUGCGAAAACAAACACUCAGACACCCUGCACACAAAAAGAUAGCAGGUCAGGGAUGAGGGUUCUAGUUUCUCCCUGCCAUUCUUAUUUUCUAGGUACAGGGAUUUGUAUGUUUGUUUUCUCUCUGGACACAUCUAGUCACAUAAGCCCUCACCGUGAAGAUUUGCAGCUCAUUUUAUGACUCAGGUGAGAACUAGGCCUAGGCAGAUUCAGGAAUUUCUAGUUGCUUUCCCUCUUCACAUGAGUAACGCAUGGAGAAACUUUGGUUUGACUCCAAAUGUGUUUCUGUAGCUUGUGUUGGGCCUUGAAACCUCUCUUCCUCUCGCCUUGGGGCAUUUGCUGUAACUCUGUGGAAAGGAAAGUUUCCCCAUGUGCUCAGCCAUGAGCCAUUCCUUGCCGUUCAACAUGCUUAUUUUCUGUGGCGAGAGGGUGGGCUUGCCACUUCUCUUCUUGCAAAUUACACAGGGCUGCUGGCAGAUAAUUGUGCCUGUAGCUUUGGAACUCCUUGCUGAAUCAUCUUUACCUUAACCAUUUUUGUUCCUCAUUUCAGGUGAUGGAUGCUUUUGCACCAAGCAAUGCCUCUGUGUUGGUUUUCAACACUUCUGUGCCUCCUCAUCUGUACCGUAUUCAGAAUCUGGGGGCCUUGAAGGAUUAUAACAUCCGUGUUUCUUGUAUGAACGAAGUAGGCUGGUCUGCCUUCAGCCCGUGGAUAACUGCCAAUACAACAGAAGGAGGUAAGUAAAACAAACUAUUUCAGGGUUAGCAAAGUCUGUAACCUGAAGCGUCUGUAACCCGAGGUACCACUGUACUGUCAAUUAGGAUAGCGGCUGCUGCAUGGGAAUGUAGUUGUGUGAAUGUUGUGGGCGCCUAUUGGACAGCGCCAGUGACAUCACUGAUGAUGAGCAACGCACCCACCCACCCUGCUCUCGUAUCUGUGCCAUUUUCUUAGCAGAUGGGUAUUCACUUUCUGUGCCACUCAAGCAGUGCAUGUAGCCCUUAAAAAAAAAAUCAAGAGUGGAAGGCACUAGCAAGCCCUACAUACCCUGUGCCUAUCUUGUGAUCUACAUACUUUUGUUUUUGUCUUGUUCUUUGAAUGCUGUAUGCUCUCACCCCAACAAUUCUGAAGCUUGCAUCUUCCCAAAGUCAACAAAAUGGGGAAAUGACCAGCCUUCUGUUUUUCCACUGUGUGUUUUUCAGCUCCCUCUGCUCCGCCUGGGAAUGUCACGCUCUCCGUCAAUGAGUCCAGCUCUUCUGUGAUCGUCACGUGGAUAAAGCCUCCCUCUGCACAGAUGAACGGUGAACUUCAAGGCUACAGCAUCUCUCAUGUGUGGCAGAAUUCAGAGGUGUUUGUAAGUAUUGAAACAAUGCCUUCAUUCACAUGUCACCCUAAACAAUGGUUAAUGAUAGCCAAGGUUUUUAGACCAACAGGAAACCUUGGUUUGCCAAGCAUAUUUGAAUUGUAUUUUAUAAACCAUAGAGAAGCAGUAAGGCUGGGCCCAAUGAUCAACUAUGGUUUGCUAAACUAUGGUUUAUAAACUAUGGGUUAGUGUUACAUGCAAACCAGGCCAGUGAACAACCCAGGUUCCUAUUGACCAGAGCUUUUAAAGUUAUUUUGAACACUGAUUGAGGGAAAUGCAGGUACUGAUGUAUCGCACAAAUGCAACUAAGGCAGAGUGGUGAAUUUGCUCAGGGAAAGGGAUGUUCCCUCUGCAAAUGGCCCCAGAUAUUUAGCAGCAGUUAAGAGAUUGAGGUGGCAGUCCUACACUCACUUAUCUCAUGGUUAGUCCUGCUGAACUCAGUAAGAAUGUAUUUCUAAGUAGACAUGCACAGGAUUGCACCGUGAGGCUCUUAAGUCUGCACUGCUCCAGACUUGGCAUUCAUCCUAUAUCCCUGGCUUUAUGAAUGAGUGAAGAAGAUUUGGCCCUAAAAUCUUCAGCUGCUUGUAGCUUAAAAGGAUGUUUGGGAAGACCCUGUGAUCUAAUACUUUGAAGCCUUUUGUGUUUGCUUAUGAGAGCAUUGCAAAAAGCCUGUUGAACUUCGAGACCUUGUCGAGUGGGGAGUCUUACUCACAGCAAGACUCACUCAUCCCUCCCAGCCUCUGAGCAGGUAGAGAACGGCAGUGAAGUCCCCACUUUUAUCUGAAAUGUGUUGGCCUACAUCAGAAAAAUUGUGGCAUCACAUAGCUACAAGUCCCAUGAGGAAGGAAAAAAGAAAACAAGAAGUUUAUACUUGUGAUAGAAGCAUGAUCCAAAAUAGAUCCUGAUUCCUAGUUUAGGUUUCCACUGAGUUGAUUUUAUUUAUAUUAGAUUGGCUUUUUGAGUCCAAAGUUUGAGGUAUUGAAAAGAAACUGCACCACGGCUCACCAAAAUCCUAUGCAUGCUUACGCUGAAGUAAGCACUGUUGUGUUCAUUGGGGCUUGCGCUCAUGUCAGUGUGCAAAUGUUUUCGUUGUUUUCAAAUCUCCCAUGGAAGGGGGGAAUGUGAUUCAUGCUUGUUUUCUGUACGACUUGAGUUUUCUGUUCCCUUUUUAAUGUUUUUGGGAUCUGGAUAUCAAAGGGCUCAAACCCACUGAAAUCAGCAAAGUGAUAAUAUGGUCUUGUGACUAGUCUAGGGUGGAGACGCAAACUCAUCAACUUGUCUUAACUAAAGGUCACUUCCUUCAUCCUCAGAGAAGGAAGGCAUAAAUCUAAGCAUCUUCCCUCUCUAGAAAAACGCUGGAUGCCAAAACUUUUAAUAUCUAGGCAGUUCACAUUCUGCAUGUGCCUGCAGCUUCUGAGAUGUAAUAAAACACACUCCAUUGUUUGCUCUUGAACAUUCCUGAGUACGACAGAAAAUCAUUUGUUAGGCUGUAAGUUCUUAAUGAAGCCCUUUCAAAAGACAAGUGGCUUCUAGGAACAGGACGGAUUUAUUAUGCAGCAGAAGUUGCUUAGGCAAGAGUUUAAUACGCUUGUAAGAUGGUGCAAGGGACGCGGGUGGCGCUGUGGGUUAAACCACAGAGCCUAGGGCUUGCCGAUCAGAAGGUCGGCGGUUCGAAUCCCCGCAAUGGGGUGAGCUCCCGUUGCUUGGUCCCUGCUCCUGCCCACCUAGCAGUUCGAAAGCACGUCAAAGUGCAAGUAGAUAAAGUGCAAGUAAGCUCUGGGGUUGCGGCGCUCAUCUUGCUUUACUGGCUGAGGGAGCCGGCGUACAGCUUCCGGGUCAUGUGGCCAGCAUGACUAAGCCGCUUCUGGCGAACCAGAGCAGCGCACGGAAACGCCAUUUACCUUCCUGCUGGUGCGGUACCUAUUUAUCUACUUGCACUUUGACGUGCUUUCGAACUGCUAGGUUAGCAGGAGCAGGGACCGAGCAAUGGGAGCUCACACCAUUGCGGGGAUUCGAACCACCGACCUUCUGAUUGGCAAGUCCUAGGCUCUGUGGUUUAACCCACAGCACCAGUAGCUUAGGGCCUCAUCAAACCUAAAUCUGGCCCUGCUCCAGAUAAACCACGAGCUGUAAACCAAGAACAAACCUUGGCUAGAUAAAGGGGUACAUAAACAGAUUGGACUUGUGACCCUUCAUCACCACCCUUUGCUCCAUGUUAACCAGUAUCCAAUCCCUCCUUUGUUAAAGCUUCCCCAUUUUGGGGUGGUGUGUGUGCCAGUCGGUCUAUUAAUGAUCAGCUGAGAGCCUUAAUCGUUUCAUAAUUUUGCCUAGUUCCUGUUUACACAGACCUUUGAUACAGCCUUAUUCAGUUGAAGCUGUACUACCGUAACACAUUGCCCUACAAAGACACUGAGCAUUACAUGCCAGCCUGCCAGCUGGACUGUGAGUCACAGAAGAAGUUAUUUUGUGUGUGUUUUGGUUUUCAGUAGCGGUUCAGCAGGAAGCAGGACCUGUCAUUCUUUCAGCUGUUCAGCUGACUCACUAGAUGUCCAGGAAAUAACAGGGAAUUGACGGGAAAGGGGAAUCUCUUGUGUCAAAUCAGAUAUGCUAGCGUUCUUGGAGGGAUAUCUGGCUGGGAUGCCGCUGCGUCACUUAAGCUUAUUAAAACAAUUUGCUUUGCUCCUGCGUAAAGGUGCUUUAGCUGUAAGUGCCCAAAUGCCCAUUUCGUCUCUGGAGGAAUUCUAGCUACAAGCAUGGCAUCUAAGAUCAAAACGGCACCUUGCCUGUCUGCUGAAUUCCCAUGUAAACAAACAAAUAUCACAAGUGUUAAGAGAAUGCCUAGUUGUCAGAAUUAAUAUUUUCCUUAAAGGCAGUGCUGCUUUAAACACAGGUAAUUUCCAGACCAUUAGUAAGCGUUCAAGAAUAUCUUAAGGUUGCAGUCCUGUGCAUGUUUAAGUAAUUAUUUCUAAGUCUCAUUUUUGUUAAUUGGGCUUAUUCUCAAGCAAGUGGACAUAAGAUUGCACUCUGAUGCUCUGUGUCAAAUAGUCAUGGGCAAACGUGUGAGAUGAGGUUGGCUUUGGGUUCCCAAGAUUCCUGAAGCCCAGUUAUUUUGCCUGUUCUCUGUUCCUUGUAUAGCAACUGGUUUUGCCCCAUUUGUUUAUCUUCAAAGUGGCACUUUUUAUGUGUUUAAUUAUAUUUAUUGAUCCUUGUCCAAAGAUAUACAAAAGUUCAUAUCCAAUACAAAGUAUCUUUUCAUAAUACACUGAAAUAAAAGAGAUGUUUCAUCUUAAAAGGAACGGAGGUGGAAAGAAGAAGAAAAGAGUAAAAAGGGGGGAAAGGAGGAAGGAAGAACGAAAGGAGAGAGAGAUGGAAUAAAGAAUAAAGAAAGAUAAAAAGACUCCCGGUUCUUUGUCCCGCAGCUAAAUAUCAUAUUCACUCAUUAACUUCCAACCACUCUAUCUUCCGUAAACCAAUAUUUUUUCAGUCUUCAAAUCCAGAUAUUCCAAGUUCAUUCUCUCGUUCACACAAAAAAUCCAUAAAAGGUUUACAAUCCUUAAUCAAUGUCAGUAAUGGUUUUUCUCUAAUUAAACACAUUAACUUUGUGGUUUAAGUGGUACUUCGUGCUGGGAACAUUCCUGUGGCUUUGCAAAUUCAGAAAGGAGUGGGAAAAGGCUGAGCACAGAGAGAAAGCAAUGAAUUUUACAAACCAUUCCCAUCCUCGGCUUUCUGAUAGCACUCCAGUUUGGGGAGUUUUUUGUUCGUCUGUACCCCCCUCUUGAUUAUUUGGCUCUGCCUGUAAGGAGGACAGGUUUGCAAUGACGGGGCUUGAUGGUCCACAGCUGGAAGCUUGUAGAACUGGGUAAAAUUUAUGUUGAAUUUUGACUCUGGCAGUAAGAGCGUUUACAAAGAAAUGCUGGCCAGAGCUACCAUCCCGUACUUGGAGUGCUCUCUUCACGGAAACUGUGGCUCUCCAUGAAUCAAUAGCUGUUCUCUUGACAUGAGCGCUGCCUGUUUAUGUUCAGCAAACAAGCAUGAAAUCUGAUCUGGAAAUCUGUUGGAUGGGGAUAAAUGUUGGCUUUUCAGCUAAUUAUCUAGUCUAAUGGGAGGAAAUGGGUCUACGAAGGGGAAAGUCUUUCCCCAUUAAUUCCUCUGCAUUUUAAAGAACCUUUCCCCCCUUUGCAGCAGAAUCUCUCUUCGCGUACCGGUAAAGAUUCCAGUGCCGUUCACAUUCCAAUCGUGGCCAUCAAUGCAACCUGCAUGGUGCGAGUCGCUGCCAUUACAAAUGGCGGAGUGGGGCCAUUCAGUGAUCCAGUGGCAGUUUUUAUUCCAGGAAAUGGUAAGUUGGACUAAUGUAGCGCGAUAAUGAGCUAAGGGACACUUGCAGCCUGGCUGUUUCUUCAGGUGGAAUUCAGUGGCCAACCUAGAUGGCUUUAAAAAGAGGAUUGGGCGAAUGAACAAAGCAUAAGGCUAUUAGCCACAAUAGCUGUUCUCUGCCUCCACAGUCAGAGGCAGUGAUGCUUCUGAAUGUCCGUUGCUGGGUACCACAGGUGGGGAGAGUUUUCUUGUGCUUGGGCCCUGCUUGAGGGUUUCUCACAGGCUGCCCACUGUGAGACCAGGAUGCUGGCCUAGACGGGCCAUUGGUCUGAUCCAGCAAGCUCAUCUUUAUGUUCUUAUCAUAAUCUGGCAAAUUCAAGGCUGUGCAAUAAAAGUUUAUUUGGAGCUGUUGCGCAACACACAUGCUUGCCACCCCCAAAUCAGACUUUUUGCAAUAAGAAAAGUGUUGGAGAAAUGCAGUGGAAGGCGGGGGACAACUUUGUUUGUUGUUGUUAAAAAAAUUACAGUUUUCAAGUUUAUACAUUUCACUAAUUUUAUACAUUUCCUUAAUUUUACAAUCAUUUUGACAUUUCAAAAUUUGACUUCCUUCCCCCUCUUUCUGCAGUUCCUUAAAUUUAUUUUUUAUAUCUUCUGCAUAUCCAAAUUAACCUAAUUUGCUCAUUUAUCCAUCUUCUUUAAAUAUAUACUCUUAUAAAACUGCAGGUUAUCACAAUAAUCCUGCCAAUGUUUUUAUCAGUUUACAGUUUACCUGUAAACAUUCAAUAAACCAUUUCCAUUCUUUUAUAAAAAGUUUGUUAUCUUGAUUUCUUAUUCUUCUGGUAAGUUUUGCUGUUUCUGCAUAUUCCAUAAGUUUUUGUAUCCAUUCUUCCUUUGCUGGGACUUCUGCUUCUUUCCUUUUUGGGGCAAUUAACAUUCUCGCCACUGUGGCGUGAGAUAGCUUUUGAAUGACAUAAUGUUCCUCUGCAUCCUUGCAAACAAAUCAGGGCGCAUGCCGUGUAAAUACUCUACUAUGAUUUUGUGAUUGAACUGAGAGAUGGAUAUUGCAAUAUAAGUAAAGAUAAAGGGACCCCUGACCAUUAGGUCCAGUCGUGGCCGACUCUGGGGUUGCGGCGCUCAUCUCGUUUUACUGGCUGAGGGAGCCGGCGUACAGCUUACGGGUCAUGUGGCCAGCAUGACUAAGCCGCUUCUGGCGAACCAGAGCAGCGCACGGAAACGCCAUUUACCUUCCCGCCGGAGUGGUACCUAUUUAUCUACUUGCACUUUGAUGUUCUUUCGAACUGCUAGGUUGGCAGGAGCAGGGACCAAGCAACAGGCGCUCACCCCGUCGCGGGGAUUCAAACCACUGAUGUUCUGAUCAGCAAGUCCUAGGCUCUGUGGUUUUACCCACAGCGCCACCCGCGUCCCUGUAUUGCAUUAUAGUUGCAUCUUGAACCUUCAGUAGGGGCCAGUUUGGAACAGGCAAAUCUAGUGAAGCCAUCCACCUGCACCUACUCUGAACAUAUUUGAAAUCUUCUUGUGACUCUCCCUCAUAAGCAGCUCCCCGGGUCCCCAAACUGUCUUUUUCUUCUUCUUUGGCGAUCACUCAUAGCCGAGUAAAGUUGUCUUCCAUAAACAUGGUCUUAACAGUGAGUCUGUAAGUGACUGUGGAGGCCAAUUCUGGAUCCACACGUCCUUCCACAGUGGGGACAUAGGUUUCCAGAUGGGAGUUGAUCAUGGUGAGGGUCUGCCAAGCGUGCCUUCGUCUUAGCACGUUUCUCCCUUGCGUCCUGAGUUCGAGUGUCUUCAAAGCCCAUGACCCCUUUGGUAAAGGCUGUUCUCCAACUGGAGCGCUCACAGGCCAGUGUUUCCCAGUUGUCAGUGCUUAUACUAUCUUUUUUAAGAUUUGCCUUGAGUCUUUGAACCUCUUUUGUUUACCACUGGCAUUACGCUUUCCAUUUUUAAGUUGGGAAUAGAGUAGUUCCUUUGGAAGACGAUAAUCAGGCAUCCGCACAACAUGACCAGUCCAUCAAAGUUGAUGUUGAAGAAUCAUCGCUGUAACACUCCCCAGGUCCCCAAACUGUAUGAAGAUCUCCACUCCCUUUUCUCUGUAACGCGUCUUAUUGUCUUAGGUUUCGUAUCUACUGCCUCUUCUUCAACUCCAGCAUCAAGAAGCACACAUUCACUGACGAUAGUCCUCGGGUUUAUAUGUGGAGUUUUCAUCGUCGGGUUAAUCCUGUAUGUGUCUGUGAUUAUCAGGAAAAAGUUCACAGAAGAGACCAAGUUUGGGUAAGUACACACACAAAAAGACAAAAUUCUAAUCAUUUUAAGCUUGGGAGCUGGUUUCUAGGGGCCUAUUCACACCUUUAGCCGAAAUUCACUGAGUGAUGCAAAAGUUCACUGGGUUUCAGGAGGAAUCUGCCAUAAAGCUGGCAUUAACGUCCACCUUUAAUGUUGAGCAAGAAAACCUCCAUGCAUCUAGGAUAGUCACGAUCCUCUGUGAUGAAAGCUACCUUCUAAAGUCUAUAUUAAGCAGGAUAAUUGAAUAGAGGUCAGUGUGGUUGGCUAGUUAAGUGUUGAACUCCCAGGCUCAGCCCAAGACUUAAGUAAGUUAGGCUGAAAUAGUAUGCAUGUUUGCAUGUCAGUAACAGCCAUUGAGCACAGUGGGGCUUACUUCUGAGUAAAACUACAGAGGUCUGUAGGACUGACUCCCCAGCAAGAAUGCACAGGAUGGCAGCCUUAAGCAUCCGUUUAAUUUCCUCCUGCUGAAACAAAAUUGGAUUUAAAUAAACUGGAUUUUAGCUCCAUGAUGCCCCAGUGAGUAGUAAGAAAGGACACAGAGCCCAAAUUCAUGUAAUGAGCAGAUUUGGAUAAUAGAGGCUCUGUAACCUUUUUGUGAAGCAUGAUUCAGUUGAGCAUGUGAUUGUGAACAGUUUUCUGACUGCUAAAGGUUUUAAUUGUCUUGGAUAUUUUUACAAAAAAUAAUAAUAACACACAGUCAAGUUUCUCUGAACUUAAGGCCACUCUAAUCUGCACCCUCUGCCUUAGGUCCCCUUUUGGUCAUUCUAAAAUUGGGAGGAAUCAGGAAUCAGAGGAAUUGGGAGGAAUCACAGGAAUCAGAUUUAUUUUUGGGGGGCAGCCCUCUAGAAAUAGAACAGGUUGUGCUUUGCAACUGUGAAUCCUGUUUACAACACGCAGCUCUUCUGAUCCUUAGUCACUUUUAACAUGGGAGGCUGUUGUUUUAUCCAAGGAUUGUUUUCUUGCAUCAACAAAGGCCCAUUGUAAUCCUAGCUCACAAAACUCCUUCCCUUGUGACCUUAUACAACGAAGUUCCAAACAGAUCAGCUCUUGCCCUUUUCUCGUAAGACCCUUUGAAAUGAGCAGCUGUUCUGAGUGGGCCAGAGAGAGAGCGAGAGAGCGAGAGCGAGAGAGAGCGAGAGAGAGAGAGAGAGAGAGAGAGAGAGAAGUUUAUUCCUAAUGUGCCUCUGAAAACCGGGCUGUGGCAAAGCCUUGAUGCAGAAUAAUAAUGCCCUAAUUGGUGAUUGUGUACAUGUUUCUGCACAUCUGUUCAAGAAGGACAAGGUGUGUUUCCCACCCCCACAAACCUACACAGAUCUAACUUUUAAAAGAUUGAACCCUGGAGAAUCACAGCGAACAAGUCGCUGUGACAUUUGUUUAAAGGGGUGUGGAACUUUUUUCAGGCAGAAAAAAAUGGUUUUUCAUUCUUAUCUGGGCAACAUGCACACUCUGUCCCCUCUAGGCAUUGCCAGUGUUUAGGACCCGUUCCAGAAGUAUAUGAAGCAGGGCUGGUGAGGGGUGUGUGGCUAUUAAAAGAGAUGGAGAGGCGAACUUCUUACAGGAGCAGUGUGACAGCUGCCACCACCUCCCUCUGCUUUCCAAGGCUUUAAGGCAUUUCCUCCUUGCCAGCUCUCUGGCAAAAAUGUCUUUAGACAGCAGAGUGUAGGGAGGUCAGGUCACUCCCUUCCCCAUGCACUCCUUUAGUGUAGAAAGCUACCCUCCCACCAACUCUUCGUAUCCAUAUAUUUAAUCAACAGAUACACAUCUGGUCUGCCCUUUAGCAAGUUAUACUGGUAGUGCAGUGGCAAAUUCAGAAGUGCAGUGUCGCGUCAUGACAGACCCUUCUAAGACAACAGUAUAAUCCUACAAUUAUGCAAGAAUAAUAUUUAGAGAUGCAUUGCAACUCCACACACUGCCCUUCAUGCGGGCAAACAGUUUGGCACUCCAAUGUCUUAUUUUGGCGCAAUGUAAGUUGUAUUUUCCUUGAGGUUCAACUGCACACAACGGAACGUGCACACCAUUCUGUAGAAACUGGAGCACCUUAUGUUUUCGGUGUCUCUAAAUGCUUUGCUUUGGAGCGUACAAAAUAACUCUUCCUUGGUGUUCUCCCUUCUCCAGAAUGACCCUAAGAAUGGCUGACUCUCCUCCUUUUACUUUCCUCCUUUCACUCUUAAGUGAGAAGACUUCUUAGCAGUGGGUAAAAAGUCUCCCUUUCCCUGCCAAUUGGGUGGCUGUAAGUUGCUGGAGACAUGGAGGUUGCUGGGACCCUGCUGCAGAAAUAUUAACAGGUCUUCGAUUCCUCAGAUACCUCUGAGCUACACCAGCUUUCAGUAAAGACACUUGUUGAGUUUGGCUUUAAAGUAAACUUAUUACCUUCUUUGCAAAACUCCCAACAGCUUAGUACACUUGAGUGGUGCUAUUCCAAGUUGCUCAGUUCCCAAGCUCCAUCACAUCACCAAAACCACAGCUUUUUGGAGGGCACUAUGGGUGAUUUGAGCUCAGAUAUUGUGAAAUGUUGGUCUUUUGUGUUCUGUUGUGCUGAUCUGGGAUAUUAGAGGAAGUAAGGAAACUGACUCUCUUAGUUUUGUUUAGAUGGAAACUUCCCUCUUCGGGUGAUGAUGAUGAUGAUGAUGAUUAAUGUCUAUUGCAGCCUUCCUCCCAAAGGUGCACAGAGUAGCAAACAACAAAGCAGUAAAACAAUAUAAUUUGAAAUAAAAUAAAAACAUAUUUCAAAAACUAAAAGCUCUAAGCAUUUAAAAACAAUAAGAAUAGCCACUUGGGAGGUGAGGGACAGGAUUUCAGAAAAAGAUAAACCAUUUAUUGUGUGCUUUGUCCCUCUUCUAUGAUUCUUACUCCUUUUCUUUCUUUCUUUCUUUUUCUAUGCAUGUUAAUUGCCUUCAGGUUAAUCGCUUUGGCCUUUCCAGCUCAGAAAGUCUUGGUUUCUCUUUGAGAAGCUUGGAACUGCGAGCCAGGAAGGGAAAGCACAACAGUGUACGGAAGCGAAAGUUUAUAGGGUUUUACAUUGUUAUUCAUAAGAGCGUGGUUAUAGGAAUAGGAAAUGAAUAAUCCACAUAGCUUUCCCCCCCUGCCCCAAAAUAGCUGAGUGACUCAGCAUUCUUUCAUAGUCAAGUUUAAUUCAGGAGUCUAUUUGAGAUAAAGUAAUGGAAUUGAGUGUAUCGGUCAAGCCAUUCAAAGGAAAAACAUGAGAAUAGUGACGUUUCCUAUUGUUUUUAAUUCAUUGUGAGCCCAACACCUGUCUGUGACGACCCCCUGGCCUCGUUCUGCAGCUGUGAAUUCCGUGCUUUCCAUAAAAUUCAGGCUGCGGGGAAUACUGUUACGGCGCCAUGACAAUGUUGUGCUUUCUGUCCACCCACCCGCUCUUAGGUACGCCUUCAGCAGUGAUGAGUCAGAACUGGCUGUAAAUUACAGAGCAAAGAAGUCCUACGGCCGCAGAGCUGUUGAACUGACACGUAAGUUUUGGAUGUGUCACUACAGCUGCUUAAUGUUUUGUUUCUUUAUUUAAAAAAAACAAAAAACAGUGGUACCUCAGGUAACAUACGCUUCAGGUUACAUACGCUUCAGGUUACAGACUCCGCUAACCCAGAAAUAGUACCUUGGGUUAAGAACUUUGCUUCAGGAUGAGAACAGAAAUCGUGCUCCGGCAGCGCAGCGGCAGCAAGAGGCCCCAUUAGCUAAAGCGGUGCUUCAGGUUAAGAACGGACCUCCAGAACGCAUUAAGUACUUAACCUGAGGUACCGCUGUAACGCAUUUGAUGGAUUAAAAUUAUUUAUCUGAGGCUGCCCUCUGGGUGCCCCCUCCAAGAUGGAGGCACAGAGGGUGACAAUGAUAGACAGGGCCUUUUCAGUGGUGGCUCCUCACUUGUGGAGGACCCCUAGAGAGAUUCCCCCCCCCCGCACCAUCAUUAGUAUCCUUUUGUUGUCAAGUAAAACGUAUGUCUUCUCCCAGGCGUUUAGCGGUUGAUGGUGCUUAUUGAUGGAGAUAUAUAUGUACAUUGCUGCUGCCUGCCUUAUGGGUUUUUUGUAUGGCUUUUAUCUAUGUUAUGCUAGACGCUCUUAAAGUUUUAUAAGUCACUUGCUGAUACUCUACUUUUCUUUUUUGGUAAGGAAGAGAAAAUCCCCCUCUCAAGGGUCAGUCAGUCACUAGAUCAUUCACCCCUGCUCUGAAGUAGAAUAGUCAAGGAAAAGCUGUACUACGUAACUUUGCAGCUUGGUGUUCACCAAGCUAAAGUUAAAGCAGGGGUCAGCAAACUUUUUCAGCAGGGGGCCAGUCCACUGUCCCUCAGACCUUGUGGGGGGCCGGACUAUAUUUUUUUUUGGGGGGGGGUGAACGAAUUCUUUUGCCCCACAAAUAACCCAGAGAUGCAUUUUAAAUAAAAGGGCACAUUCUACUCAUGUAAAAACACGCUGAUUCCUGGACCGUCCGUGGGCCGGAUUUAGAAGGUGAUUGGGCCAGGCCCCGGGCCUUAGUUUGCCUACCAAUGAGUUAAAGCAUAAAAGAGGCCCCCCCGCUUCCUUGGGUGCCAGCAGGUGUCCUCUGGUUGUCUUAGGCUUUUGAAUCAAAAUGUGUGCCGUCUCCCUUUUCCCCAACUCAUCAGAAGGCCUCUCUUGCAGUGGGCAGCCUUGGUGUGAGCGAAGAGCUACAGGAGAAACUCCAGGAUGUUGUGAUUGUUAGGACCAACCUGGCUCUGGGGAAGAUCUUGGGAGAAGGUAAGAAUGGCAAACCCUAAGUGAGUCCUUCUGCUCCCCGGACUGGCAGGAGAAAGCUCCUGCUUGCCCUCUGCUGGGCAAGGUGAAAUCUAGCUCCCUUAACAUCUACAAGACCAGACUUGCUCCCUGGGAAAACAUCAAAGGGUUGAAGCACACUUAACUCACAGGAAAGGCUACAUCAUCAUCAUCAUCAUCAUCAUUAUUAAAUUCAUUAUCAUCAUUUCAUUACAUUUCAUUACUUCAUUUCAUUUCAUUAUUUUAAAAAAGUUUUUAUUUCUACUUUUCAAGUUUAUACAUUUCAUUAGUUUUACAAUCCAUUUAACAUUUCAAAGUUUGACAUCCUUCCUUCCCCCUCUUUCUGCGGUUCCUUAAAUUUAUUUUUUAAUAUCUUCCGCAUAUCCAAAUUCAUUUAAUCUCCUCAUUUAAUUAUCUACUUUAAAUAUAUACUCUUGUGAAACUGCAGGUUAUUACAAUAAUCCUGCCAAUGUUUUUUAUCUGUUUGCAAUUUAUCUGUAAAUAUUCAAUAAACCAUUUCCAUUCUUUCAUUAAAAAGUUUAUCUUGAUUUCUUAUUCUUCCAGUAAGUUUCUGCAUAUUUCUGCUGUUUCUGCAUAUGCCAUGUUUUUGUAUCCAUUCUUCCUUUGCUGAGACUUCUACUUCUUUCCACUUUUUUCAUUUCUUUUCAUUUCUGUAUUGCUUUAUAUUUUUAAUUUUAAAAUCUCAAAGCGGUGUGCAACAUAUAUUUAAAACAUCAAAUAAAACCAUCCAGAAUGAAACAUUCCUUAAGAAAGCCCAAUAAAGCUAAUGACUGAUUUCUAAGUGCUGGACAGAUAUAAAUGCAAGGUGUUUUUUCCCCUUCUUCAUUUAGGGGAGUUUGGAUCAGUCAUGGAAGGGAAUCUCAGCAAUCCUGAUGGAACUACCCAGAAAGUAGCUGUGAAAACUAUGAAGUGUAAGUACCAGCAGAUCUGGUAGGCCUAGAGUUGUUUUGGUUUUUUCAUAAGAAACAUUCAGAUGCCCCUAGGUGUGUUGCCAGCAGGGCCGCAUUUAGGAUUGAUGAGGCCCUAAGCUACUGAAGGUAAUGGGGCCCUUUAUAUGUCCACCUGUCCUUUCUCAACAACAAAUUGUCGCUGUUUUUUGUAAUAAAUAUAUGCUAUAUGGUAAUUUAUGGGCCUGUUGUUUUAGUCGUUUAGUCGUGUCCGACUCUUCGUGACCCCAUGGACCAGAGCACACCAGGCAGUCCUGUCUUCCACUGCCUCCCGCAGUUUGGUCAAACUCAUGCUGGUAGCUUCCAGAACAGUGUCCAUCCAUCUCGUCCUCUGUCAUCCCCUUCUCCUUGUGCCCUCCAUCUUUCCCAACAUCAGGGUCUUUUCCAGGGAGUCUUCUCUUCUCAUGAGGUGGCCAAAGUAUUGGAGCCUCAGCUUCACGAUCUGUCCUUCCAGUGAGCACUCAGGGCUGAUUUCCUUAAGAAUGGAUAGGUUUGAUCUUCUUGCAGUCCAUGGGACUCUCAAGAGUCUCCUCCAGCACCAUAAUUCAAAAGCAUCUAUUCUUCGGCGAUCAAAUUUAUGGGCCUAAUAGGUAUCUAAAGCCAUUUGCACAUAACAAAAUAUGUAUUUUAUCAAAGUAAUUGUUGAACUGAAAUACAAUUAAGAAGAAGUAUAUUAAUAGUGAAAUACAGGCAGGGCCUAUUACUUACAUCACAGGAGCCUACACAACACAAAACACUGUUGCUGUAUGUAGGUUUUAUUUUAUUUGUUUUUUAUCUUAUAUUUUGGGAAUGUACAUCCAGGUUUUUUUCCUUUAAAUUUUUUGGGGGGCCCCAAAAGAGUGGAGCCCUAAGCUAUAGCUUGUUUAGCUUAUACAUAAAUCCAGCAACGGUUCCGAGGGAGUUUUGACAGUACUGUGGAGCUCCUCUACAAAAGAAAAUAAUAGAAAAUCCUUCUAGAUUUAGAAGUCCAGCAAGUACUUCUUGGCCUAAAUAUCUCAGCACAGAAGACAUAACACUGGGUAAAAUUAUUACAAGCAGUAAUCUAAAAGCAAAGUUUUCUUCUCUGUGUGCGUGUUCCCAAGACGUGUAAAGUUACAGCGCAGAAAAUGCGUUAGGAAAAGCUGCUUGGAUAGAAAAGAGAUGAAGCUGAAAUGGAGGCCAGAGCACAAAGGACAUUGUCUUUGUUCCCCAACAUCCCAGAAACCUUUUCCUGCACACACGGAUUGGUUCCUUUUAAACCUCCCCCUUGCUCACAACUAAACUGUAUUGGUACACAGAAGGUGAUGAGAUGAACACUUGGCAGAAACAGUUUUCCAUUGUUCUUAGGGCGUCUUGUGAAGGUCACUCACAGCUGCGAACAAAUUGUGUAUCUUUUCCAUCCUGGUACAUGGUUUCAGCUUGACUAAAGCCUUGCUAAGCCUUCUGUUCCCAUGUUCCAGCAUGGGAUACAGGCAGACAAAAACAUUUCUGCCUUUAGGACAGGCCUUUGGACCUGCUUAAACCGUGAACCAGAGUUCUCUUGACGAAAGUUUGCUUCCCUCCCAACCCCACAAUUCCUGGUGUGAUUGCCUCCAUCAAAUACACAUACAUGCCCUCAAAAAUGAGCUCUGCUUUGAGAAUGGGAGCCCAGGGAGUUACAAGAAAACUGGGCUUUUCCUGCCCUAGAGUUUUUGGAACAAUGGGGAUGGCUAGGGCCAGUUCUGAGGGCAAAUCUCUCUUCCAUUCUGAUACUUCCUCUGAAUCAAUUGUCCUCAUUCCCCCAAAAGAAGGAGAGUUGGAACCUGAGGUAGUCACACAUUUCUGGUUUUGGGAAUCCAAAAUCAUAGAAUAAAUUUGCAACAGAAUCUGAUUAUAUUGGUGUUAUCUUAAAAAUAUAUAUAAUCCUGUAAGGAUCAAAGUUAGAGUUUUGGUGCUUGGGAGAUCUGGAUCCCUAUUUAGCCACAGAGUGAAAGGGUUGCUUUCUGAACACAGAAAAUCUAUCUUGAAAUAUUCAGCCAAACUAUCUAGUUGUGCCAAAAAAAUGUUGCUUAGGUAACAACUCUGGUCUGGAUAUAUGGUGACCUUUCAAUAAACUCAAAGUGUGUGUGAGGGGGGAGUCUGUUUUGUAAUUUCCAGCCAGGCAGCCUCUUCCUUUCAUAGUUAAACUGGCAAAUGCUGGAAAAAAUGUAUAUAUUAGGGCAAUGCCUUGCUUUUGCCCUCUGUUGUUCACUGUGAAAUCCUUUGGCCAUAUAAAAUAAAUUUAAUGGACUAAUUGCCACAGGCAAAGGAAUAUUUACAUUUUUUUAAAAAAAAGGGGAAGGGGAUAUUACCCUUUGUAAUAAGCAUUUUUUCCCCUUUUCUUGCAAUUUUUCAGUGGACAGUUUUUCCCAGCGAGAAAUCGAAGAGUUCCUCAGAGAAGCAGCUUGCAUGAAAGACUUCGAUCAUCCAAAUGUCAUCAAACUUCUGGGUGGGUCAACCAACAAGUGGCAGUUGUCAGGGACAAGAUUUUAUUCGUAGCAUAAGGCCGGGGUGUGGGUGGGUGUCACUAUCUCUGCGGAGGCCUAAGUAGUGGCUAUUUUGUCUGAUAAAUCAGGGUUGGGGAACAUCUAGCCUGCAAACCAAUCUGGCUGGGGUGAGGAGGGAUGCUCAGUUUGGUCCACCGGGCCGUUUUCCCUGAACCAUGCUCAGGAUUUAAUCUCCGCUCAUAAUCUGAUGAGCAGAGAUUAAAGCCCCUUGCCUUCUCCCUUAAGUAGGUGGAGACCAGGAGCCCUCCACUCCCCAUUUUCAUGAGAUAGAUGCCUUGGGAUCCUUGGGAUGAAAUUCUGCUGGACCAACCCCCCAUUCAAGUUUUCCAGCAGACAUUUGUUGAAUGAAAGCGCUGUGCUGAUUUUAUUUCCAUCCCUUCUAGGUGUGUGUAUAGAACCAAGUUCUCAGCACGUCCCCAAACCCAUGGUGAUUCUCCCGUUCAUGAAAUAUGGAGAUUUGCAUAGCUUCCUCCUUCGCUCAAGGCUUGGAAUGGGCCCACAGGUAAUCAAUUAUUUGGGAGAGAAUUGCCUUGUUGGUAGGACAGAAGACUGGGAGUCUGUCUAGAAAUGUGAUAAUAGCUUGUAUUGCUCAUAGAAUCAUAGAACCAUAGAGUUGGAAGGAAAAUAAUAAUAAUAAUAAUAAUAAUAAUAAUAAUAAUAAUAAUUUAUACCCCGCCCAUCUGGCUGGGUUUCCCCAGCCACUCUGGGCAGCUUUCAACAGAAUAUUAAAAUACAACAAUCUAUUAAACAUUAAAAGCUUCCCUAAACAGGGCUGCCUUCAGAUGUGUUUUAAAAGUCUGGUAGUUGUUUUUCUCUUUGACACCUGGUGGGAGGGCGUUCCACAGGGUGGGUGCCACUACCGAGAAGGCCUUCUGCCUGGUUCCCUGUAACUUGGCUUCUCACAGUGAGGAAACUGCCAGAAGGCCCUCAGCACUGGACCUCAGUGUCCGGGCAGAACGAUGGUGGUGGAGAUGCUCCUUCGGGUAUACUGGACCGAGGCCAUUUAGGGCUUUAAAGGUCAGCACCAACACUUUGAAUUGUGCUCAGAAACGUACUGGGAGCCAGUGUAGGAACUCCAAAGGUCAUCUAGUUUAACCCCCUGCAAUUCAGGAAUCUCAACUAAAGCAUCCAAAACAGAUAGUCAUCCAGCCUCCGCUUAAAAACCUCCAAGGAAGGAGAGUCCAGCCACCUCCUGAGGAAAGGUUGUACUGCUUGUAUUGCGAGAGAGAACAAAACCCCUGCUUCCUCCUUCUAAGAAAUGAGGAGAUCCUCAUCCGGCAACACUGUCCAGUGCAGGAAAACAUUUAGAGGCUUGAUCUGAAUCCUGCUAUGCCAUUUCAGUGUACUUUUAGCAUUGCUUUUCUGCAGCUGAGAAAACAAAACAAAAGGCAUGCUGUGCCACGCAGAAAGCAAAACUGUUUUAAGGAGGAAAAAAAAUACAAUUUGUCUGUGGUUCCAUGUAAAAAAAGGGGGGGUGAACAAAUGAACAAAUGAAGAUCUUUAAGAGAUAUGCAGUGCAAACCUAUGUAAUAAUAAUAAUAAUUUUUAUUUAUACCCCGCCCUCCCCAGACAACUUAAAAACAAGAUUAAAAUACAACAAUUAAAAUAUUGAAACAUUAAAAUAUUAAAAUGCAGCCUCAUCACAGGAGGAGAAAGGAAAAAGAAAAAAGAAAGAGGGUGAGAGAAUCAAAUUGGCUCCAAGCCAAAGGCCAGGCAGAACAACUCUGUCUUACAGGCUCUGCGGAAAGAAAUCAGAUCCUGCAGGGACCUGGUCUCAUGAGGCAGAGCGUUCCACCGAGCCGGAGCCAGUGUUGAAAAGGCCCUGGCUCUAGUUGAAGCUAAUCUAACUUCCUUAGGGCCCUGGACCUCUAGAGUGUUGCCAUUUAUGGACCUUGAGGCAUACCGGGAGAGGCGGUCCCGUAGGUACGAGGAUCCUAGGCCGUGAAGGGCUUUAAAGGUCAAAACCAGCACCUUAAAGUUCCACUGUGUUCAGUGCAGCUUAUUUCCAGGAAAGUUUCCGCAGGCUGCUAUUCUGAAUCCCGUUAGUCACCUGCCCGUAGUCACAUGACUGCACCAGCACAGGAGCUUAAGCCACAGCCACACAAGAAUAACAUCUCCUAUAAAGCAAUCUUCACCAUCCUUGGGUCCUCAGAUGUUGUUGGACUACAACUCCCAUCAUCCCUGACCAUUAGCCAUGCUGACUUAAGGACGAUGGCUGUUGUAGUCCAACAAUAUCUGGGGCCCUAAGGGUGGAGAAGGCUUUAUAAAGACACAAGGGCUCCAUCAAAGGUUCAGCGGCCAAAUUCAAUAACUGGAGGGAUACCGUUUGGCAAGAGAGGUUCAUGGAGGCAUCAGUGUGGGGGACAGUGGAGGAUAAAGGUAGACUGGCCCAUGAACCUCUUCUCACCUCUCACAAUUGCCUUGGAUGGAUAAAGGGAUGUUGCACUCUGGAACUUUAAGCGAACAGGUACUUUUGCCAGGCAGAAUGAGUAUUCAGAUCAGUUUGCUUUGUCACUUGGUUUGGAACGGGCUGGGACUUCAUUCUUGUGUGCAUCUGCUGAGCUACUGAUUCCUGACCUUUGAGUGUUGCCUACUUAUGUUGCACUUGGCGAGAUAUAAAGGCCACAAUCUUGCCAGACAGAAGGAAAUCUGAUGUCUGUUCAAAACCCCACUGAUGCUAAAGUCCAGUUGCAAGAAAUAUGACAGCUUUCUGGAAGAUUGUUCCUGUAAGUGACCAGGCUGUGGUCCUCCUUGUUAGUGUCAAAAACGGAUGGACUCUUAUCCUUGUACUGGAACAGCAGAGAAAGGCUUUAAUUGUUCUGGAGACAAGGUCUCUGGAAGAGAUGGCUGUCCUACGUUUUGUGGCGAAAGCAGUUCCGUAGUUUUCACAAAGGAGUCCUAUUGAAACAGGACAACCCACUGAAGGGCCUUUCAGUGGAAAGCAAAUCAUCACAAUAGCUGACGGUGCUCUUUUUGGUGAUAAACGAAUGGCUUAAUUUGAUUUCUCGCAUUUAUUUCACUAAAGAAAAUAUGGAGGGGAAAUGAACCCUGCUAUAAACAAAUGAUGAUUCUGUCCAGCAGCUGUAAACAAAGGAGUUGUUCAUAACUAAGCAUAUGAAUCUGCGUGAGCUGCAAACAAGUGGAAAAUUAAAUGAUGUCUUUGCAUGUAAUUGGGAAUAGUCAAAGAGAGCUUUAUCCUGCCUGCCGUUGUGCUGGACUGGAAAAUGGGGGCCACAUUUCUCCCUCUUCUAAAAGGAGCAGGAUGAAUUUCAUUUUAUCAUUUACUAGAGCCCAGCUCUGAAGCAGCACGUACGUUCAGUACAGGGUCAGUGAGGAGCUGGCUGGGGAAGAGGUUUUCUGUUGUGCAAGGAAUCCUCAGAUAUAUUUUGUCGUCAGUUCACUGAGAUACAGUGUGGUGUAGCGGUUAGAGCAUCGGACUAAGACCUGGGAGAGGAGGGUUCUAGUCCCUGCUCAGCCUCAAAGCUCACCGGCUGACCUUGGCUGGUCACUGUUCCUCAGCUUAACCUCACAGGGUUGUUGUGAAAAUAAAAAGGGGAGACUAAGAAUCAUGUACACCACCUUGAGCACCUUGGAGAAAAGGUGGAAUAUAAAUGGAAUAUAUAGAUAAGUACCUGAUAGAUUGAUAGGUAAGGAAUUAAGAAAAUUCAUGCUAGCCAGGGCCGAUAGAAAUUGGAAUCCAGGAACAUUUGGAGCGGCACCCUUGUCCUAGGAAAUGUUUAGGGAAAUGUGUUUUGGUUGCUCUUGAAUGGGUUUUCUUUCAUCCUUGUAAACAGCCUUAAACCUUUGAUUAAAAAUGGAGGUUUGUUAGUUUUCAUUACAGUGGUACCUCUGGAUGCGAACGGGAUCUGUUCCGGAGCCCCGUUCGCAUCCUGAAGUGAACGCAACCCGCGUCUGCGCGGGUCGCGAUUUGCUGUUUCCGCACAUGCGCGUCAUGUCAUUUUGAGCGUCUGCGCAUGCGCAAGCGGUGAAAUCCGGAAGUAACGCGCUCCGUUACUUCUGGGUCGCUGCAGAGCGCAACCCAAAAAUGCUUAACCUGAAGCUACUUCAACCCGAGGUGUUGUUGUUGUUGCUGCUUGUUAACAAUACGUUGAAUUCAUUACGAUUUUUCAUUUCUCCUCCUCUUUCCCAGUAUGUACCACUGCAGACCUUGUUGAAGUUUAUGAUCCAUAUUGCUCUAGGAAUGGAAUACCUCAGCAACAGGCAUUUCCUCCACAGAGACCUGGCUGCUCGAAACUGCAUGUGAGUUUCUACGUUCCUUCCUUCGACUCUUAAUAAAACAGUCCAGCUUCAGUCUUCUUUCUGGGUUUUGCCGCUCCAGAAAGAGGAAUGAAAAGUGCAUGUUAAUCUUGCUGUGAAUCUGCAGGUUUGAGUAAAAGUCAAGCAGAAACUACUUUAUUUCUGAAUUUUGGAACAUCUUUUUAGGAGCAGAUUCAGAAUAAUCAUGCUGGAACUUCAGUCUGCAGUUGCGGGGAGCGUUCAGAUUUGAAUGUUCUAUCGGAGGCAAAAAGGCUCCCUGCACUUAGAAAACUUGCACAUUAAAGAGGAAUCCUUCUCCCAAGUUUGCAAAUUUUCUGUGGCCUGGCCUAGAUGAACCAGUUACAGAGCCCAGAUCUGAGAAUCUGGGUUGCCACCGAACUGGUGAAAAGUGAUGGUGGGAAGUGGUCUCCGCUUCCUAAACUAUUUUCAUUCAAGCUGGUCAUGUGACUUUAAGAACUGGUGCCAGAGUUUGCUUGUUUUCCUCUCCUUUCUGUAUCCCUGUUUGCUUUGGUGUAAUUUAUUUUAGACUGUAAGCCUGCAGGCAUGGACUGUCUCUGAUCUUAUGCAAGCCUCUCUCAGAGCCUUUUUGGCUGAACUGCAAGGAAGAAAUGCUUCAAAUAAAAGGAUAUGCCCAAAAUGUGCCAGAAUCUGGAUCAGGUCUAGCCCAGGUUUUCCUAGCUUUUCAGACUGCUGCCUAGCAAUUUGUUGAGGCAGCGAUAAAAGAUCCUAGCAGGCCUCACCCAACAAUUGCAGCUUGUUUGGGGCUUCAAAGGGGGGGGGGGACUUUUAUUUUCUGCAGCUGCCUGGAUCCAGAACAGGCAUAGGCAAACUCAGCCCUCCAGAUGUUUUGGGACUACAACUCCCAUCAUCCCUGACCACUGGUCCUGUUAGCUAGGGAUGAUGGGAGUUGUAGUCCCAAAACAUCUGGAGGGUCGAGUUUGCCUGUGCCUGAUCCAGAACAUAUUUAUCUGUGGACCUGUGCAAUUUAUUUUAUUUUGUUUUCUCCAAUUUGUAGAUAGCCUUUGGCUGUGUAAAUGUGAUCUCAGGGUGGUUUUCGUCGAUGCACAAAAUGCAAUCGUACAUAAAAUAUAAAUUAAGAACAUACCAAUUAAAAAAGGCAAACAAUGGAGCAACAGCAUGAGAAUAAUAAAUGGGUAGAUUGAUGGGAAUCGUGGCAGGAGACCUCCCAUCAGUGCAAAUUAUUAUUUUGGAAGUGUUUGUGAGUCAUUUAAAAGGUGCAUCCAAGCUAUAAAAUUAAAGGCCUAAUUAACCCUCAAGGGCUUUCCCAGGGGUUGUGGUUUUGUGAGAAUGCUGUGAACAGUCUUAUUAGAAAUCCCUAAUCCCUUAAUAGAUCUUCAUUUUCCCAGGGUUUCUUUGUGGGAAGGACCACAUGGGUUUCAAAGCUACAUCGUUGCCAUGCCUUUUGUCUUUUCCAGAAGCCUGCACAUAAUAUUACAUAUUUCAGUUGCCUUUGUCCUUUUCACAUGAAUCUGUAUUAAUGCUACUUCAUAUUAAUCGAUGGGCAGGUUACGGGACGACAUGACUGUGUGUGUGGCAGACUUUGGCUUAUCCAAGAAGAUUUACAGCGGCGAUUAUUACCGGCAGGGGCGCAUCGCAAAGAUGCCUGUGAAAUGGAUUGCGAUAGAAAGUCUCGCCGACCGCGUCUACACGACAAAAAGCGACGUGGUACGUAAUGGGAGGGACAUUCAGUUUGGUUUGCAUUUUAAUGCACACCGAUGUAAUUCAGGCUUCCUGAAACAUUAUGCAAAAUGGAACACAGCGGUUCUUUGAAAGUUGCCCUUGUCUGAAUUUUGCAAUGCACGUCUCCACUCCUGUCACCCAAAGAAAGUAUAUAUCAGGGGAAUGUAUGCAUAAAAAUGAAUAUAUUGGUGGAAAUAAUAUACACAAGUAUGUUUUAUUUGGAGCAAUUAGUCCCCAAAAGUGUAUACAGUGGACGCUCGGGUUGCGAACAUGAUCCGUUCACAACCCGCAGCGCCACUUCUGCGCACGUGCAGGUCGCGAUUAGGCGCUUCUGCACAUGUGCAAAGCGCAGUUUAGUGCUUUUGCGCAUGCGCGAGCGCCAAAACCCGAAAGUAACCCGUUCCGGUACUUCUGGGUUCAGUGCAGUGCGCAACCCGAAAAGGCACAACCUGAAGCAUCUGUAACCCAAGGUAUGACUAAUAGGAUAAAUGCACCCUGAAAUUCGCAAACUGGUGCAGAAAAUGUAGCAAACUGAAUACUAUAUGAGAUUGGGGGAAACGAGAAAUUCAUGCAACAUCUAUCCAUUCGUUUGAACUGAAAAAGGAGCCCUUAUAUACUCAUGUCCGUUUUGACGCUUGCCUGUGCACCUAGUUCUGAUGCAGCAGAAGGGCAUCUGAUGAAGUUGACAACACCUACAACCCACCCACCCCCAAAUGUGAGCUUCACUGCAUUUGUACCAAACACAAAUAGAAUUUUCAAACAAUGUAUGAAGGAACAGAGCCCAAUCCUAGCUUCCUUUGGGCAUCAGUCUCACCGAGUUCAGUGAGAUUUAUUCCCAGGUCAGUGUGUUUAGGGUUGCACUUUAGGAGAUAAUCUUUCCCAAGGUAUUCUGUAACGCCAACUAAAUAUAUGUUUAUCUCUGUGUUCCCUGCAGUGGGCUUUCGGUGUUACAAUGUGGGAGAUAGCGACCCGAGGGAUGACUCCAUACCCAGGAGUGCAGAACCAUGAAAUUUACGACUACCUCCUUCAUGGGCACAGGCUGAAGCAGCCAGAAGGCUGCUUAGAUGAGUUGUAAGUAUUUUAUCUCACUGCAGUAAUAAUGCAUAGGAAGCGCUGUAUAUACUUGAGUAUAAGCCGACCUGAAUAUAAGCCGAGGCACCUAAUUUUACCACAAAAAAACUGGGGAAGCAUAUUGACUCGAGUAUAAGCCGAUUCACCACACCACAAACCUCCUGGUGGGCCAGAGUGUGUGUGUGUGUGUGUGUGCGCGCGCAUGCACAUGCGCACACGGCAGAGGGGGCUUCUCUCUCCUCCCCAGCCCCCCCCCCGUCCCCCUGCCUACCUAGGGUGGUGCCAAGGGGCAGAGGCUGGUGGCGACAGUGGCGGAGGAAGAACAAGCAGCCCGAAAGGUCUGCUUUCAGGCUGCUCGUCCUCCGCUGCCGACCGCGGCAAAGGCGGAGGAGGGGGAGGAAGGAGCAGCCCGAAGAAGAAGAAGAAGAGUUUGGAUUUGAUAUCCUGCUUUAUCACUGCCCGAAGGAGUCUCAAAGCGGCUAACAUUCUCCUUUCCCUUCCUCCCCCACAACAAACACUCUGGGAGGUGAGUGGGGCUGAGAGACUUCAGAGAAGUGUGACUAGCCCAAGGUCACCCAGCAGCUGCAUGUGGAGGAGCAGAGACGCGAACCCGGUUCACCAGAUUAUGAGUCUACUGCUCUUAACCACUACACCACACUGGCUCUCGAGUAUAAGCCAAGGGGGGCUUUUUCAGCAUAAAAAAUGUCCUGGAAAAGUAGGCUUAUACUUGAGUCCAGCAUUGGUCCAGCAUAGUAUUGUUUGUGUUCACUCGCAGUGGCUCUCCAGGGUUAUAGACAGGGGUCUGAACCACCCCUUCCUGGGGAUUGAACCUGGGACCUUCUGCAUUCAAAGCAGAUGCUCCACCACUGAGCUACAUACAGCCCUUCCCUGUAAUUUGGCUGAGAUUCUGCAGUAAUGCAAAAGACAAUGGUUUGCUCAAGACAAUUGUCACUGCUGCAGUCUGCCAGCUUGGGAAGCUGGAAGCUCUGAGGUCUGUUUGUUUCUUCGCUUGACCUUCUUCACCACUCCUGAUUCCCAGCAUUUUGAAUGCUUUGUCUCCUGUAUGUUUCUGAGUAUUAUGCGCCAUACAUAUAAAGGUAAAGGGACCCAUGACCAUUAGGUCCAUUCGUGACCGACUCUGGGGUUGCGGCGCUCAUCUCGCUUUAUUGGCCGAGGGAGCCGGCGUACAGCUUCCGGGUCAUGUGGCCAGCAUGACUAAGCUGUUUCUGGCGAACCAGAGCAGCGCACGGAAACGCUGUUUACUUUCCCACCGGAGCGGUACCUAUUUAUCUACUUGCACUUUUGACGUGCUUUUGAACUGCUAGGUUGGCAGGAACAGGGACCAAGCAACGGGAGCUCACCCCGUCGCGGGGAUUCAAACCGCCGACCUUCUGAUUGGCAAGUCCUAGGCUCUGUGGUUUAACCCACAGUGCCACCCGCAUCCCUACAUAUACAUGGUAUCAUAUCCCAUUUUUGACCACUUGGUCCUCAAAAUGCAACAUUGAGGCAUCGUUCUGCUAUAGCUCCUCCUCCUUAUAACAUCUCCUUCUCCACUAUGUUGGAGGAUCCUCAUGGUGAAGGGAAAGAUAAGGAGUCUAAUAAAUAAUAAAGAGAAUUCCUCUCCAGUACACACCCAAGUAAAAUUAAAAACCACUCCCAGAGCUAUUUUAUUUGUCUUCCACCUUCCUUCUUUCAUGGAACUCAAAGGCAGCGCACCUAGGACUCCCAAUCAAGCACUGGCCGGGCCAAAAACACUUUAGCCUCAGCAGGUGGCUGCACCACCUCAGCUCAGACUCAUGUCAACAUCAGCAACCAUAAUUUAUUACUGAUUAGAGCAGAGUUUCCCAAACUUGAGUCUCCAGUUGGACUACGAUUCCCAUCAUCCUUAAGCUAGCAGGACCAGUGGUCAGGGAUGAUGGGAACUGUAGUCCAAAAACAGCUGGAGACCCAAGUUUGGGAAACUAUGGAUUAGAGAGAGAGCCUCCAUUGUUCUCUCCACUCCAAAACAUUGUUCCCAAGGCACAGGUGUAUUUGCUUUUACUGCUGCUGUUCUGGUGAGACUCUAUUGUAUUUUUUAAUUGCUUUAAAAGUUGUAAGCCCCGGCAGGAAGAAUUUUGGCCAAUAAAUCUCUAAAGCAAACAGAACGUGCUUCACUCCACCCUGUUCCUUUCUACCUCAGGUACGAAAUAAUGUACUCUUGUUGGAGGGCAGAUCCCGCGGAGCGGCCCGUCUUCUCCGAACUCAAGCUUCACCUGGAGAAGCUGUCGGAAAGUUUGCCCGCCCUCAGCGAACCCGAGGACGUAAUUUAUAUUAACACCAGCCUGAUGGAGGACAGUGUGGAAGAGCUGACAGAAGACUCCGAGUUUCCCCGGAUAGACACGGACCUUGACCCUAACCACAUCAUAGAGUCCUGUUCCCAAAAACCAGAGACCACUGUGGUCACCGUGGACGUCCAUGACAGCAAUGGGAUGGGGGACAGAUACAUUUUGAGUGGGGCUAACGAAGAUCACCUCAGCAGCAUGAGGAGAUCAGAAGACGAAGAUACCCCUUUGCUUCAGCACACACCCUCACAGAACGGACUGCUGUGGUCUCAGGCCAGCACCCUUCCUGUCGGCAGCACGUUAGCCGGUGAACUACUGUACGCGGACGACUCUUUGGAGGACUCUGAGAUUCUGCUGUGAAAGAAGGAGCAGGACUUUCCGAGCUCUUCGGCCAGAAAUGUUCUGAAUGGACUUGUCUUGCCCUUGCCGUGCAAAGCCAGCCCUGUGUAGCAAGCCUUGUGUACAGCAUGUGAUUAAUAGAAUGUUCUAUCUCUGUUUUGUAUAAUAUGGUAUCUUUAUAGAGAUUAUAUUUUAAUAAACAACACCCCCAUUA
Messenger RNA from Podarcis lilfordi (Lilford's wall lizard), 51387 nucleotides. Lineage: Eukaryota; Metazoa; Chordata; Lepidosauria; Squamata; Lacertidae. The record is from the annotation of a GenBank genome assembly.